CAGCGACCGCGCGUGGCCGUCGUCGCCCGCGUCCCGUUUAGUGCAGUGCCGCCGCCCGCGGACUAGGGACGUGUUAAUAACCGCCGCCCGGUUGUUAUUAAUCGACGACCGUAAUAACAACAACGGCAAUACGUAAUACACACGGGUACCAUUAAAGCCGGAUAAUAUUAUUAUUAUUAUUACGGUGCCGUUGCCGCCGCCGUUAUCGUAAUGCCCUCGGCGCCGCCGGAGAUCUCGGCGUGACUGGAGGAAUGACGACGACCGGUUUGGUGAGUACGAAAUGCCUUUAUUAUUUUAUUUUUUUUUCGCGCGUUUUCUCUCUCUCUCUUCUUCCAUUAUCAUUAUUAUCGUCGUACACGUCGCCGCCGUCGCGAUAUUGUAUUACGCGUUAAUAUCUGCGGCGGCGGCCGUAGCGACCGGUGUUUUCGGCCGGUGGUAAACCUUGAUCGGAUUUCCCGCCAAAAUACCGCCGCGACCGGUAUCGAUCCUCCGUGCGCCGUACCCGGGAAUCUCCGACCGCGGGAGACGACGCAUGAUACCAUAGCAGCCGGCCAAUAAUAAUAUAAAUAGUCGCGGUUCGCGAACGAGAGAGAGGGACCGCCGCGUUCUUCUGUCGCGUUCCGACGGCCGGCCGUUGGGACGACAACACACUCAUUAAUAGGCGGGUCUCGAAAAAGAAAAUUGUCAUCGAGCUUUUAUCAACCGCAUGGUGUAUAGUACGCAUAUUAGUUGUGUUGUUUAAUAAAUGUUCACAUCAUCCCUUAACGGAAUGUUACGCCACUGCUUUACUUGAAAAAGUGUAGUAAUUACCUUAACAAUGACGUAUAUAAUCCCGAGGGAAAAUCGCUACAUACUCGUACGGUUGUAUUUUUGAGCCGACACGGGAGAUGCCCUCCAAUCACGCGCACUCCCUCAUCGGUUUUCUUACCUGCAGGCACCGGUAAUCGGGGUGGUGCUUACGUAUAAGCGCGCCGUGCACGAAUCGGGCAACGACAUCGUUAAAAAAAGGGGGAUGCGAAAGUGUAAAAAAAAAACCCCCUCCAGAGAGUUCAACGUCCUAGAUGUCCAUAACCGCCGUCCUUUAUGCAAGAUUAGAAGCUGGGAUGUAUGUAAAAAUAGCAUUUUUGAAAGUUCUCGCUCCCCCUCCACCUAAAUUCGAGUACGAUUACUUAUAAAAAUUUUAAGAAAACGGUUGGAACAUCAACAUUUUCAAAUAAAUAGACUCUAUAAUAUGGUUAUUUUCAAAUUUUUCAAAAAUAAUAAAUUACGUUAGUUUUUUACCAAAACAUAUAAAUGUAAUUUAAAAGUAAAUACUUGUAGUCCUUAUCUCUGCGAGUUUACACAAAAACCAGAAUUGUAUUAUCUUUAUUGUCCCGGGAGAUAUUGCAAUGCGGGUAUAUCUUCGACGGGACACUGUAGAGAAAAUUUUCAUAUUUUGUACCCGUAAUAAACCAUUGCUAACGAAUAGCGGUUCGGAGCGAAAUUUCUUUUAACAUACAUGUACGUACAUUUUCCAGAUUUUCCUACGUGCUUCCCUAAUUAUUACGGAAACCGCUUGGAAAAUCAAAAAAUUGUUUAUCCAAAGUACCAGCUAGACAAAAUUAAAAUAAAACAUCACUGUUAAGCCAACGCAUUCCUCGUGACUGCGCUUCGAGUUUAAAAUCAAGAACAUCGUUAAACAAAAGGCAAGAAAUUCGAACCGAUUAUGUAAUCGAUCGCGAUGGUAAAAAUACGUUGUUUUCGUUUUAUUUAUGGUGUGCAGAAACCGCAUUGCCGUGUUAAUAAUUAUGAAUAUUAAUAAAAAGCCACUUUACAUCAUACGUAUCUAUAUGUGUCGUUUUACUCUUGCGUAAUAUUGUGUCGGCAUUUCGAUCGAUAUAAUGUAAGGCGCGUUUGAUGGGCGCGAAGCUGCGCAUAGCUUUUUUCUACUUUAAAAAAUAACAAAAAAGACAAAACGUUUAUAAUUAUACCGUAAGUUUUUUUUUUUUUUUUUUUAAGUCUACACGCAACGUACGCGGGUACAGUCUUUUUUUGUUAAACGGAUGAAACUUAGAUCGUACACAAUGGAUAGAGCUACGGCUAUACCCCAUGCGAAACAAUAGUAUGUCGCCUACAUAUCAAGAGGGCGCGUAGCUACUGUGCAUGCAUCGCCCUCUGCAUAAUAUACCGUUAAAACCCAUAUUGGAUGUUCGAUAAUAUUUUAUAUAUUUCGAUGAUAUUUUAUCAGGUACGUAAUGAUAAGACUGAUAACAGUACUUCGUGCACGCGCAAAAGUGAGAUGCUCUCUCGGUGUGUUGGCGACACGUUUUAUUGCUUAUAGCCAUAUAGGCGUGUGCACGUGUGGGAGCAGGGUGAACAGCUUCCCCCCCCUUUAAUAUUAUUACAUUUUUCAGGUGAUCGUGUUCAUAAGUUCGUAACUGAUAUAAAUAUGAUAACAAUACAUUACGAAUAUGUGACGUGAACAAAAUGAUCCAGUUCGCUAUCAUUAAUUAUUGUUUUUAUACUAAUGGCAAUGUAUUAUUUUGUGAUUAAUAAUGAGAAUAUAAGAACAAAGCCUAGUGGGAUUUUUGUAUUGUUAUGGGUACUUAUUAAAUUCACUAUAAUAUAAAUAUUUAUUAAUAUUAGAUUAACAACAUUUUCGCCCAUCCUGCUAUUAAGGUCUGCGCACGCCUAUGCGGUUAUAGCUCUAUCCGUUGUACACUAUUACACCAAGGGAUAAAACGUCUUUUGGUAACGAAGUUUUAUCGAACGUAUCGCGAGGGCUGGCCGAAUCCCCAAUCGUCGCGUUUGUCCCGGGACGUGUGUGGUUACGAGCACGGGGCGCACUAUACCCAUUUUAUUACGCCACCCCAAACGAGUUUAUUAUUAAAACGUAUGGCACCCUACCCCUGAACGAUAUUUUUUCGCGGUUUACUUACGCCGUUUAUGAACGUUUUUAUGUGAAAUUAGGUACGUAUAGGUGUCGAUAAAGACUAUUGAAACGCAGUAAAAUAUUGUCACGAGAUCUUGAAAACCCUGCGUCGGAGACAAUCGUAUACGAACCAUUAUAAUAUUUAGUACCCGUCUCGAAUCGUAUAUUAUAAUAUUAUAACGUUUUUGGUCCCGCGAGAAAGCGAGGCUUAAGUCGAUUAUUCGCAAUUUGUUUUUAUAAUUUCGUCUCGCGCGAUUUGUUCCCUUUUUUUUCUGUCUAAACGGCGUAAGCGUAUGUAUAUAAUGUUCUAACACGCGUUAUUAAAUAUUUACUUUUUUUUUUUUUUAAUUAAACUGCCAGAUAGCUUUUGUUAUAACCGAUCGAAGAUCCUUAACAAAACAUUUCGAAUGUGUACAUGAAUACUUGUGAUAUAUUUAUAUACAAAAAAAUCACACGUGAGGAGUCUCACUUCCAGUGGGGUGGCCCCAACCUUAGUCUUAGAAUCUUAUACUAAGUCUACUGCGUUUGAGACGCCUAUUAUGUCUUGAGAGUUGUCGAGUAGUUUAAUUGUUACUGGAUAUUGAUGUGUUGAUCCAGCUUUAUCUCAUGUUUGCGGGCAAACUUAGUAAUAUCGUCCUGGACCAUGAUAACUGAGGUGAUCAUCAUAUCUCGGUGGUUAAUGUCGUUUCUGUCAUACGUGUAUGCUGUGAUAAUGGUACGGAGAGCGAUGUUCUGACAGCGUUGAAUAAUCUCAAUGUAGGACUUCCUGGCACAACCUCACAGUCGUAUUCCAUAAAUCCCUAUUGAUUUAAUUAUCAUUACGUACAAUGAACGUUUACUUGUAAGUUCUAGUUCAGAAUGUCUUCUGACCAGCCGAUAUCGUUGUCUCAUUUUCUUCUUAAUUUGCAGUUUUCUCUGACGAACACGGUGUUUACAGUUUAGUCGAGAAUCAAGGUGCACACGAUAAUCUGCUGAUCCAACAAUACUGGUUUAUAAACGGUUUUACGCAGGUUGUAGUUUACGAAUUACGUGCACAGAUUUCUCGCUGUUAAUUUCGAUCUUCCAACGUGUUUUGUUCAGUUGGAAACGUUGUAGAUUGAUUUUUGAAGCCAAUCGCAGUUUGCUGGUCUUCAUCAAUUUUCGUUAUUGCCGUAUCAUAUAGAGUAAAUAAACGAUUGGUCCAAGGAUACAUUGUAUAUCUAUUGAAAAUUAAAAUACCUUCAAUCAAUAAAAUAAUGCAUGUUUUGAUUAUAGCGAUUCGAUAAUGUAGUAAUUUAGCAAUGCUUAAUUUGACUGCGGUGAAAACUUUAGAAAAUCCGCUCAAGUCCUUCUUUCCCGUACCAAAGAUACAGGUACCCGCAGUAAACCGACCGUUUAUAAAAUCAACAAGAGAUCAAAAUACAAUAUAAUCGAUGAUGGCCCGGCGUUUAAAAUUACACGAAUCGAGUAAUCCGAUAUUAUUUUUUGUGAUUUUGCGUUUGCCGACAAAAACUGAACAAUUCCGGUCGGACGAAUGUCGAGAAUUCAUAACCGAAAAAUAAUAAUAUCGUGAUACGCCUGCAGUGCUGAUGCUGCCGCAUUAUGCGCCCCCUGUUUAUUUCGGUACGUUGUGCCCUUUAAUCGUCGUCAAGCUCUAGAAAUAGCUCGUCUCCGUGUCCACGUGCACGAAUGUCGUUUAUCGAAUGAUUUGUUACAUUUUUUCCGUAUUAUUAAUAUAAGUCGCGGGCUCUGGCGGUACAAUAUACGGCGCCAUUUAUUUAUGUUAUAGUAUCGUUUUAAUAUACUUCGCCGUCGUCCACUACAGUGGCGACUACACAGUCACUGUUGCGGAAAAUUAAUUCUUCUGAGUAUAUAAUACAGGUAUAUUUUUAAUUAUUUUCAUUUUCAUUUUUUUUUUUUUUGUAAUUCUAUCGGUAUGUUUCAAAUUACAAAAGGUCGUCUGACCCAACUACGACGACGGGGCAGAGCUGUCUCGAUAUUAAUUUCAUAUUAUCCCGGCGAUGAACAACUACAGUGGCUAAAUAACCAAUAAUAUAACAUGUAGAUUUAAAAAAAAAAAAAAAAUAAUACCUAAUAAUAAAAAUAAAAAAAACGUUUUAAACGAUCGCUUGUUCGUUAUUUGUUUACGACGACGACGACAGGACGUUUGUUUAGUUAUACAAUUCGAGGAUUUAAAGAAAGGAAACGAUCGAUUCGAUUGAACCGUAAGUGAAAACGACGUUUCCGCUCGCGUUAGACUUGUGUUUAAUUUUAAGGUCGGUCCGCGCGAUUGCAGUUACACCGUGUUUGUUGGUGCCGCGAUAAGUGAAUCACAAGAGAUUAUACAUAGCAGGAGACGUGAUAAAAAUGUAUAGUAGAUUUCGGUAGAAUUUUCGAAUCGUCCGCAAGAGUGCCGUCGCGACAGUAAAAUAAAACGACAGUUUGUCCGUGUGGUGUUAAUAGUAACUCGCUCUCAAGAUAGUAUACAACUAUAAACCGGUGGUUUUCAACUGGGGCGACACCGCGGGGUUAUCGAGGGGCGGUGAACUAGUUUUGGGCCGUAGGUGAAUUUUUUGAGCAUGUAUCUACAUUAAAACUUCAGCCUCCAUCUCACAAGGAUUGAACCAAAUGUAAAAAAAUUACCUUUAAAUCACCAAGCACAACCAUCUCAAUGAUUUAUACAAUUAUUGCAAAGCAUUUUAAUUAUUCAAUUCAAUUGCAUUUAUCCGUUGAACUUAAACAUAGUAUUUACAAUCUGUAUUUAUUAUUUAAUUACAAACUUUUCACGUGUACUACUUUUAUUUUAAUUUUAACGGUGGGGGUGUUGAAAAAUAUUUUGCUCCUCGGGGGGGGGGCAGUUUAAAAAAAGUUGAGAACCACUCUUACCACGUAAUAAUUUAUUAUUAGUUACUAUCGCACAUGACAAUGGUUCAUGACAGGAACUAUCGCGAUAGUGACUACCGCAGCAAGAACCAGUCUUUUAUACAUAAAACCGUGUAUGGUCGAUGAAAAAUAUCAAACUAGUGAAUAAUAAAAUAAUACGCGUUACUGCAGUUCAGUUUUUUUUUCGUCUUUUGAUUUGUGCAUUAUAGUUUAAAAAUGUUUACAUAGGUUUUUUUAUCGUUAUAAACAAAACGCACAAAAAAACUUCUGGGCUCCGUACGAUUACGCGAACGACGAUUAACGUUUAACAAACGUAAAAUGUCGUAUGUUUUGACGUUUAAAACAAAACGCGAAUGUACAGGAAUAAUCAGUACAACAGUAUAUUAUUAUUAUUAUUAUUAUUAUUGUUGUUGGUGUAAUUUAUUGUAAUCGAGAUUUCCGUGGGAAUUAAUCGGACCGCGUAAUAUUGCGUUGUGCCAUAUGAAUAACAUUGAUUUUUACACGCUACCGCAGGCGACGCAGUUACGCGUUUAGUGGUUACCGGUUACCCUGUAGUGAAAUAUCCUGCGAUGACUCACGACGACGAUGGAAACGACGAGACUCGCAGUGUAACUGCUGCAGCGUUCUCAAACUGAAAUUAUUACUCGCGUUCCUUAAAAGGUCCGUUUGAACAUUACUGCUUUAAUGGUUUAAUUUUUUUUAUUUUUUUAUUAUUAUUAUCGGACGUGUAGUAAUUUUUAUGUUUCCCAGUAACUUUGAAAGGAUUCAGUUUGGACGAAAACCGUGUACGCCUAUAAUACCCUAUUAUAUAAUACGACUCUGUGUUACAGAUUACUAAAUAGAAUAACGCGUGAUAUAAAUUAUAAUGAUAUUUUUUAUUAUUAUAAUUUUUAUAAAUCUGGCUUUUAAAUUACCAAUUUCCAUAUUCGAUUUGGGUAUAAAGAAGACGAUUUUACUUUUUGUUUGCGAUUUUUAUUUGUUACGUCCUUUCCCGUUAAUAAUUCCCGGGCACGCCACUGAUCCAAGCCAUUUAGUUCCAUUGUCGCUUCCACAAUUUUCCUCCGUUGGUCUCUAUGAUUUGCUAGCUCUUCACCAUUUAAUACUCCUAAAAAUCUAAGGUCCUCUUUGACUCGGCCUUCCUACAUCGUUGUCUUGGUCUUUCUCUCUGUAGACUUUUAUUGGGUUUCCAUUUUGUAAUAUUCCGUAUACGUUGGCCCUCUGUCUUCCAUACAAUAUGUCCGGCCCACUUUAAUCUCUGGUUUUUGAGCGUGGCUACUAUAUAUUAGCAUUAGUGGAAUAAAGCGUUAAGUUCUCUGUUUGAUCGUAUUUCGUAUUUGCCUUCUUUAUGUUUUUUUAUUCCAAAAAUAUUCACAAGAUUUUCAUUUCAAAAAUCAAUAAAUUAAUUAAUAAAUUAUCAACGAAAUAAUAUUAAUAUGCCGACAAUAAUAUACGAUAAUGUUAUCAAGCGAUUCGAGUAACGGGUCGUUUAUUAUCGAUAUUAUUAUUACGAAAUCUUGGGAAACCGCGAGUAUGCCCAAUAUUUAUGUCCAUUGCCCGUAUAUGAAUAGAUACCGACGUAUCAUUUGUUUAUUUUUCGUAUGGCCGGACAAUAACGAUCCACGAGAUAUUACGAUGUGGACACGGUACAUGCAGCAUCUGCGUUAUGCGUUAGGCGUGUACGCAGUCACAUAUUUUGUCGUAAUAUUUUUCGAAGGCCUCGGCUAUUUUUAAGCGCUUAAACCGAAUAUCAAUAUGCGGUAUUCUUUUAUAUCCGACGUAAAUAAAAAAACCAGACGUUCUUCGUCGAGGACGUUUUUAUUGAAAAACAAUAAUAUAAUAUAUAAUACGAAUACCAUUCGUGUGUGUAUCGUUUUCCCCUGACGUAAUAGAUAUUUCGUAAUAAAAUAACGAAGACCCGAAGCUAAACAGAUCUGUUAGGCCCGACCUAAAUAAUAUACAUAGCACAGAGGGUAAGUUUUUUUUUUAACACGGUCCAGCGAUUAUAAUAUCUGUGUGAAGAUUGCGAGGACAUUUUUCCCGGUUGUUAUUAUAAUACAGAACCGUUUAAUCGGGCGAUAAAUUUUAUAUCCAGUAAAAAUAAUGAUAACCCUUCCUUACGUAUCUGGUCUAGAUUUUCAACUAUUUAAACUCAUAAGCUCAUCAAUAUAUAUACUUACUUGAUACAUUAUUGAAAUGUUUGGAAAUGUUGAUAAUAGUAUCACUAUCGUUUGUCAUAAAUAGGGUAAAAUUUCGUUAAAACGAGUCAAAUGGAAAUCUGUAAUAAAUUAAUAGAUUGAUUUAAACGUUUAUGUAUAUUUUGAUGUUGACAUUUUUGAUUUUCGUCAACCCUUACGGGUUAUAGGUUACAAUAUCUGUUGCAAAUGAAAAGUAUAGGUUGUCGUUUCACCAUACAAAAAGGAUUUAAACCAUUUUAUUAUGUCUUAAAUUGUCAAAAAAGUUAAUGUUUUCCGGGAUAUACCAAUGGGCGCAUCUCCGCGGGACACCAUGUAUAUAAUAUAUGUAUAGAACGACUGAACAAAAUAUCCGUCGACAAUUGCCGUAUCAGUGAUUUUUGGGUGACUAUUGCGGACAAUGAAUGAAUGAAAAAUUCUGGAAUUCAGAAAAUAUCGUUGAUAAAUAUGUCUAUAGGUAUAUGGUUUACGCGGUUUAACGGAGCGCAAUCAAUGGGCGCGACGUGCGCAUAUUGUUUUCGUGAUAACGCGUUCGGGUUGGCUGCGCAUAAUAUCGACGACGAGCAACGGAAAUCCGAAUUUACGCCCGCGACGACGGCCGCUGUCUGUUUUGUAUAUAGGUUUUACAAAUCGGCGACGACUUAUAAAAAAUAUUGUCGACUCUUUUAACGUAACGGAUAUGGACGUUAAAUCUUCUUCUAUAGAUCGUUUUGACAGAUGGUUUAUCACUUGAGCAACCAACCGAAUGCGUGCCGAAGUUUCAAAACAAAAUGAUUAUAAUAUACCUACUCUGCAGUGCUGGCGCGACGUAUCGACUUCUCGCCAGUGAUUGAUAAUAAUUGAUGUGUUCCGGUUUUGGCACGUCAUCAUCAUCAUCAUCAUAUACACACACACACACACACACAUACACACACACGAAUAUAUUAUGUUGCGAAAUGUCGCGAACGCAUCGUCAUAGGUCAAAUACGUGAAUUCACGUAGGCCAAAACUAUAAUUUCAAGAGCAAAACAAUUGCACAAAACACUGUCACGGGUUGUUGUUACGACGGUAUUGCGUUUCAGAAAUUAAAAACGAUUUCCGCGGAAGUCCUUUCGUCUUGAAAAUGUCGGGAAUUUAACAACGCCUACAAACCGGAACCGGUCGAAUACAGUACGGUUGCGAGAGCAAUGUCGAAAAGGGUUAUUCGAAUAUUAGAAUUUUACUUUUGGGCGCGACAAGAAUACAAGGGGGACGCGGACAAUGCUCGUUUUAAUGAAACGUAAUCUACAGACUGUAUAUUACUGCAAUAUUGUCGUGUAGUAUACACGAAACGAGUUCUAUCCCUGCAUCACCGGCCACAAAACCCAAAGGUCUAUAGCCGCAUGCAAUUAUACAACGUCGAGUGUGACCCUUCGGUAGGUUUUUACGACGCGGACGGUGGGAAAUGUCAGCGAAACAUUGUACGGCGGUGAUUUUAUACGUUUUAAAAUCAGAUUUUAUGUGUAUAUUAUACAGAUAUAAUAUUAUUAUGGCCGUAGAAUUAUGUCGUGUUACACGGCUAUUCGUCAAAAUACUUAACGGAGCGUAAAAAAUCGUCUUUUUCUCUCACGAAAUAUAUAUAUAUAUAAAAAAAAAACCUACGACAUACAUAAUAUGAUUAUAGGUGCGUUUAUCUAUGUACGAUAGUCUAGAUGUACCUGGGUAUAUAAUAAAAACCUGGAAUUUCUUUUACCGUUUUGUCAAAUGAUACCGUCUGUGUCGAUAAUAUCGGGUCUUAUAACGGGCAGUAUAGGACCACCCAAAAUUUUCUAGUAGGAGAUACCAAAAUAAGUGUAGUUGGAUCCAUGAAUUCGGGAGUGAGGUCGAUCAGGUGCUCAUUUUUAAAUCGAUCGAAAAUCGUUUGCACUUGAAGUUAAUUUCAACUAACUCAUAGACCCCUCGCCCCCUGUUUAGUUCUGUAAUAAAGUUUGUAUUAUAUAACGUCAUGUGACUUCUUCGUCGCCUUCAUUCCAAUUAUUUGCUGUCGGUUGGGUGGGUCGGCUAAUUAUUAUUUCAUAUUUAUGUGUAUAUAAUAUAAUAAAAAAAUAAAAAAUACCAUUCCCAUCAGUUGCGUACGUGUACGAUAUACCUAUAUAACGUACUCGUGUCUCAUUUAAAUCGAAGACGUUUUUAUGCUACUUAUGACAUUUUUUUAGGCGUUUUGAAAAAUUGUUUAUUUUGGGCAUUAGUCAGACAUCCUUAGAACAAGUCUUGGUUAUAUUAAUAAUAUUGUUCUGUCUUCGUUUAUUCGAAUCGCAUAUACGAGCAUCGCAAUAAUCAUUUGUUAUUAAUGGUCAAUUUUCCUGUACGGUUUUUGUUUUAUUUUCAAUUAUAUAAACUAAAAAAUUGUACGUAAAAUAAAAAUCUCCGUAACUCUUAAUAUUGAGCGAUUUAAUUUUACAAACCAAAUCUCGAAAAGUUAUUAAUAUUAAUAUUGCUUAUAUAUUAUUUACGCGUUUUAUCCCCGUGAAAUCUUAACUUUAUAUAGAGUAGGCAGUAUAAUUCGUAUAAUACACAACACUAAAUACGCACAUUGAAAUGGAAUUUAUAACCUAUUGUGUAUUGGGAUUAAAUUUGAUUAUUUUGAAACGUAACACAAUUCCGAAAGGGGUACUUGUAACAGAACCGCGCAGUUGGAAUUAAUAUGCAAGUUAGCAAAAUGAACGGAAUUAAGGUUAUUCGAGACUGAUACGAACCCGUCGUAGUAUAGGAACGAACUAACUAUAUUUUAAAAAAUGGUUAUUAUAAUAAUUUGACCUACAAUAUUUCGUGCAUUAUCGCAUUGUGAUAACGACACAAUUUUGUAAUAACAACGAUAAUACUUGUUUACAUUAAUGUCGGGAUUUACUUUUAUCUUGUUUCAAUUUAUUUGUUUUUUUUAUUUUAUAAUUUUACAUUUAAAUUGAUGUUGUUUACUAAUCGGUGCUAUUUACAAUAUAUCAGAUAAACUACCAACAUAAUAAAAUAUUUAUCGGUUUUUCGUAAAAUAAGAGUCUUGUAAAAUUUGUUUAUUUUACGGCCCUUUUACUUUACAGACCGCGGUGUGUAGUAACCAGUGUAGCGCUUGAACACUAUUAUAUUAUACUUUAUCUUUUUUUUUUUUUCGAGAUGUCACCUUCACUUCUACAGCAUACCUACUUUUGUUGAACAAGUAACUCUUUACAUUUUUUGAUACGCAUCAGACACCCUAGACAAUUUUAACAUUUUUCGAGUGGAUUUCAAAGUUUUAAAUAGGUAGUGUAAUAUAAAAUAUAAAAGGUUAAAAAUAAUUUUUUUUUUUUUUUUCAAUAUUAUCUCGGGGAAAUUAUUAAUUCUAUUAUUUAUGUGCCAGAGUAAAAUCGUGCAAAAUUUUUGCACAAUGAACCUCCCAAACCCUCGUCCACUCAAAAAAAAAAAACAAAAAAUAAUUUCUGUUGACGACAGAAAGGGGAGAAAAGUAAGCGGUUACUUUAAACUAAACAAACAAUACUAAAUAAUUACGUUCUUUGGUUUCGGCCAGAACAUAAAAAACAAAUUUACUGUCACCUAUCUUUAUCCUCUUUCCUUGUAUUGAUUGUUCGGUUCUAUUAGCUUUGAAUUUCUUAUAUUGCAGUCCAUCCACCUUUUCCCUUUAUCCUCGGGGUCGUUUUCAAUCACUUUUUUUUCACACGUACCCGCCCUUAGUAAAUCAUCUUUUUCUAAUUUUCUUCAUUUUUGGUGGGCUGUUGAAAGAAUAUAAAAUACUUUUUACAUAAAACUGAGUAUAUUAUGUAUCAGAAGUGGGUAAAAAAUCUUAUCCGUUGGUAACUUAUUCAUCCGUCUGCUGUGACAAAAUUGAUUGUUUUAUUAUUAUGAAAAUAUAAGUUUCAACUGAUUUACUCGUCUAAACGUGAAUAUAAUAAUAACAAUUUCAUCAUGUAUACUUUGAAACGUGAACAAUAUUGUGUAAGUAGUGUAUGGGCUCAUUAUUACCAGAUGAUAUUAUUUCUAUCGUAUGUUAAGGUUAGGUAUACUUGGUUAAGACGACUAGACAACAAGAAUGAAACUCGACGGAGGCUACAAUAAUAUGUCCCAUGAUAUACGAACCGCGGCACUUCUAAAAAAUUGCUUUGUAGCAUUGUGUGCAAUUAGGACUAUGGUAGAUUUAGUUUAUUUUUCACCAUCUAUCAUAUUACAUACAAGCUGUUAAUGCAUUAUCGGUUUAUGGCGUCUAUGCGAUGAUAAGAUACCGGGAUUCAUCAUAUUCCACAAUUGCAGUCGUUGAUAUAGAAUUUUGGCUCUGCGGUCCAUUAAAAAGAUAUAGGAUGAGUAUAUUUAAUUAAUUUAUUAUAAAACCGUUUUAUAAUAUUUUGUUGCGUGCUAUUGAUAUGGCCAAUCGGUAUCAUAAAUUACUGAUUAUUUAUAACUCUCCGAUAAUAUGAUCAUUGUUUUUUUUGUUUUUUUUUUUUUUUAAAUAAAAGGUUAAUUGUAAAAAGGUUUUAAAAAAAAUAUAUUUAUCAUAAAAAUGCAAAUGUCCAUUAGGGUCCAUUAGGCAUUCAGUAAAAUUAUUUUUUCCGUACUAUAAUAACCGUAAACUAACGGUGUUCGUUAUUUUCACGAAACGACCAAUUUCUCUAUGAGUGGAUGCAAUUCAAAUAUUAAUAACUCAUAAUUUAUUUAAGUGUUGAAAAUAUUACGUUAUUAUAAAAUAUAAUUUUUUUUUUUUUUAAUUCUCUAUGCAUGUAUAAUGGCCAAUUUAUUUUAGGUUACUUUAAAUCUACAUACUCCCACUCUGAGUUUAUUCAGGGAUAUCCAGGUGAACCGUUUCAGAUUGUUUCCUGUACUCCUGUUGGAAUAGACACUAUACGAGUUGAUUCCCGGUUGGUUUACAGGUGACAUAAUUUACGAAUUGGUUCCGAUGAACCAUAGUUUCAAUAACAAAAACAGAAUCACAAACCAACGUCAAUUUUCCCACCGUUUUACAAAUACAGACUUAUGGCUGGACCGAUUAGCUAUAGGCAAUACUUUAAGGUUUGUGUUUGACGGAUUGAUUAACAAGUUUUACAAGAUCGGUAAAACUUGAUGUCUAAACCUAUUUUCACGUUCGGGAACCAAUUCGAAUAGUUUUUUUUUUACCCAGCAAUCAAUUCCGUAAUUUCCUUUUGGAAGGUAUAUUCCAUAGGUUCAAUUUCGAGCUUUAUUGCGUUGUUCAUAAAGGUGGUUUUUUUUCUCUCUUCGCGCUCAUUCAUGAGUCGUUAUUGUUUGGAUAAUAUCGAUUUUGUUGUCAUCGCGGCGAAAGUGAAUUAAGAUAAUAUUUUGUUCUUCUCGAAUAUUAUGUAAACCAAAUAAUGUCGUCCGUAAUCAUUUAAAUAUAUUUUUAUGGACCAAUUAAUUAUUGUAACGUUAAUAGUGCUAUGAUACACCUGAUAACGCAUAAUAUAAUACUAUUACUGUUAGUUAUUAAAUUUAAUAAAUAUUUUCGCGUCCGACGUCGAGUGCCGAGAUAACAAUAGCCACGCUCUAUAACCUUAUAAUAUUAUGUUGUAGGUGCCUGGCACCGAAUACGAUAAAAAUGAUAACGCAACUCGCGCUAACCCGCUGGCGUUAUCGCUCCGCGCAUAUAGGUGGUCGAGUUAUUUAAUGAAACCGUGCUCGUUUCGAUAAACAAAAUGUUUUGUUCGCUCGGUUUCAGGUGGGUAUAAACGUACACGCGUGUGCAAAACCGCGUUUCGAAAAUAUUAUGCACGUUUAGUCGAUCCCGUGCGGUUCUUCGUUUCGGUGUGCGCACGAUACUCGAACGGUGGUUGUGCGCGCGUUUUGUGUGUUUUAACUCGUUCAGGAUAAUAUCAUUUUUGGACAUUCCGUUCGCGAAUAAAGGCCAAGGGGUAAGUGUUUACAGGCGUAUUGUUCCGUAUCGUGUGUAUGAAUAAUGGCGCGUUAAAUGCGAUUUCGUUCGACCGGUAAACGACGUUACGGCUGCGGCUGACAAAUAUUAUGUGUAUGGGUUUUCUCAUUUUCAAGUGGACGUCGUAAUGACAUUAUUUCACCGGCAUCCGCCCGUAAACGACGCGCGCCGACUGGCCCACAGAGCGUUAUAACCGUUUGUUUUUAAUCGCGCACGCACAUGGUUUUACGUUAAUACGCAUUAUGGAAUUGUUAUUAUGACUGCCGCAAGCCAUUUAAUAUUAUAUUCCCACUUAAGAUUUGAUUUUUUUUUUCCAUCCGUUCUUCGGGAUGCGUGUACGGUGAUAUUCUGUAACGUAUAUACAAAAAAAAAAAAACCGUUAGCUUAUUAUAUCGUUUAUUAUUGAAAUAAACUCUAAAACCCGUCCGCGGUGUCUUUCAAACUAGGUAGGUUUUUCUAAUAAUUCAGGGGCAGAUUGACCCGCCGGGAAUUCGGGAAUUUUUCCGACGGACCGCUCCGUAAGCAAUAUCACCCACUUGAUUUGUAAUGUUAUUAUUUAAUUAUCGCUACAUUUAUAAAACGAUUUGUGAAUAAGUUUUUUUUUUUUUUUUUGUAUCAAAAAAAUAGAAAAAUAAAAACGAUUGUCUAAUGUACGAACUACAUGAAAAUGAUUAGUAUCACCAGUGUCGUAGAUAACGAAAAUUGCAUGUAUUUCGCAGUGUAAAUUUUAUCUGCACGAGUACAGCGUGUGAAUUUUGGUGGUGUGGCAAAAGAUACUGGUGUGUUUUUAUCAUAAAACGUUCCUCUACGAAAUGUUCGAGAUUAACAUAAUUCUGCUACCAAUAAUAGCCGUAUCAGGUGUUUAUUGGCUGGUCCAAACCUUCUACCGUUGUAAAGAGGAUAAUGUCCUAAAUGUUAACUUAAACCAUACUAGCUCAAUUAAAUGUAACAAAAUAUUUAACAUCAUUUAUAUUACACUAGUACAUUAAAUAAUACAUUUCAUGUACCAUUGAAUACACACGCUGGUACUCACCACUGCGGGUAACAUACCAACGAUACGCCACUGAAUACACACUUAUACGUUAAAAAAAAAUCAAAUUAUCGGAGUAAAUAUUAUGACAUCGAUUUUCUACUUAUACCAAUGCGAUAAAUGUUUGGGGAAUUCUAGCAGCGACGUCCAUAGAAUAGAAUAAGUACGGAUACUUACGGAUACGUAGAUAACACUGAAAAAUCAAUGACCACUGUAAUCUGAACGAGAGAAGAGUUCAGUUCAACUCUGGAAUUUCGCGGUUGGCUAGAUAGAGGUCUUGGUCGCUGAAUUUUACCGAGAUUACAACGGCCAAUCAGAAUGAUACGACAAAAAACACGCGGCACGACGACACGGCGUCGCUGUCGAUUAAUUAGUAAAGACUUGAUGCGUGCUAAUCGAUCUUUACAACGCAAUCCUAUAAUCAUAUAGAACCACCAACGCCAAUCUGCAUACAUAAAACAUGUUUGGCGAAUACGACACUUUAACCAUCAUAGUUUGGUGCGCCACUGGUCCCCCGGGGAAAAACGGGAACGGAGAAUCGCAAUUGAUUUUUUUACAUAUUAUGACGUAUGCAUAGGUAUGUACAAAUACUAUAAAAACCAAACACUCGGGUACCUAUAUUUAUAUUUGAAUAAUUACACGUUAUGACGUACGACGAAUCAAAUGCAACAUUCCACGUUUAAUAGAUUCAAUGAUUAUUAUGGAUAUUUCCGAAAAUAAUAUUUAAUGGGAAUAAUGCAAUUCGAUCGCCAACAUUUUUACAUGUCUGUGUCGCGACUCUAUAUAGGUAGAUACGAAUUUGUGCGCAAUUAUAUAAUAUGCAAUAAUAGUAAUUAUCAAGUUAAUGAUUUUCAAUACAAGGUAAUCCGGUUGAUUAGUUAUCGAUAUUGUAUUAUUAUAUUGUAGUUUUAGAUUCCUAAAGCUAUUAUGGCGUAGUUGUGCUACGUAGGUACGAGUUUGUUUACAUGGAAUAGACGAGGCUAAAGUAUCUAUUGCAGAAUAUUAUUGUAUGUGCCCAGGUAUCCGUUAUAAUAUUGUUACGUUAAAAAAAAAAAAAUGAAUAAUAUAAUAUAAUAUUAUAUGAAAUAAUUUCCUCGCAAUAAUAUAUACGGAGCUAGAAAUAACGUCUUACUAUAGCGAGUAAAAUAUUCUUAGAGAAAAAAAAAGUAGGUCGAUAUUUACAGAGUAAUUUUUGUUUUUCGAACACAUAAGUGAACGGUUCCUGUUUAGAUAAAUCAUAAAAAUUCUACAACGAGCAAAAUGUCUAUGAAACUAUUAAUCCCGUUUAAUUUUACUUAGAUUAAUCUCGUUAAUCCGCACUACAUAAUAUACUGUUUGUAUAGUUGACUGCCACGUGUAAGUCAAAUAGUUCGCAUUGUGUUGGAAUCAAUAAAAAAAAAAAAAAAAACAAAAUUGUCAAUACCUAUGUAUCUAAUUCUACGCAUUAUCGGCGUGACAUACAAAGGCAGUGAAAAAACUAAACUCAGUAUUAUUGUUUUUCGUAAAUUUAGCACAAUAAUAUUUGUACACUAAUAACUUUAUAACUAUAACAAUAGUUGCCAUUGAUAAUAUACUAAAUUUACUGUAUAGACUAUUUUACUUAAUCUACCAUUAUCGUGUAUAAUCGUACGCGAGACAAUCAUAUUAUUUAAACGAAAAGUAAUUAUCAUUUUUCAUCAGGGUUUCAAACCGAAAUGGUUUUUUUCGUUUAAUAAUUUUCGUCCUUCUAUAAUUUGUUUCGGUUUAAGUAACCAGUUAAUAAUGUUCUUAAUGUCCUAAUGUUCUUUUUCUUAAUUUUUUCUUUGAAAAUAUAAUUUAAAAAUACUUAUUUGAAAAAUUAACAUUUAGGACUCUGGAGACAUACAUAAACAAUUUAGUUUUAAUGUUUGUAAUCACUUUAUAAUAGCAGAUAAAAUUAAAGCAGACGAUAAAUAAAAAAAUACAAAAAAAAAACCUAAUAAACACAGGAAAAACACUUUUUUAUGGCACGAUUUCACGCUAAAAUAAAAAUCCAAUUAUUCGAUAAUAGGAACGAUGAUAACUCCAUUUGAUUUGAAAGUUUUUAAAACCAUGAUCAACUUAACUAAUACAAUUAAUCAAAAUUCACUUAAAAACUGUAAAGAAAACCUAUAAUUUUGUCAAAUGUUAAAUUUAAAUUUCCCAACUGCUGAACAGUUUGUUAAAAACACAUAAUAUUUUAAUCGUUCAAAAAAUUAUCUUGGUUUCACAAAGAGUUUUUGUUUUUGAAAUCGUAAGUUAACGACUUAACGUGUAUAGGCUCGUAUACAUUUUCUUAGAUAACCGGUUUACUCAGGUUUGAAUCCCUGAUUUGAAUUUUCAUGUCCUAUAGCUAUUUAAAUAUAUAAUUUAUUCGAAUUUAGUUUUAUAGUUUUUACUUGUCUGGUUAAACAAUAAUUGCACUUGUUGAUAAUGAAUAAUGAUUAUUUCCCCUAUAACUGAUUACUAUAGUAACUAGUGAAUAGUUAAUAGGUCUUUGAUAAUUUGAGCUGAUCUUUUUAUAUCUGUAUUUAUUUAUUUUUAUUGGUUGGUUCGAAAAAUCGCUAGUUUAUACCAAAAAGCGUUGCAGAUAUGACCUAACAAUAUACAGCAUUUUAUUUUGCAUAAUUUUACAUAUAUUGAUAUUUUUGGAUAUUUUAUAAAGAGUAUUUUAAGGAUUUCGUACAUAUUUAGAGCAUAUUUAAGACAUUUUCAACAUGAUUUUUAUUAUUCUUUUUCUUUUUUUUUAUAUUUUAGUAUAUUUUUAUUUUUUUGGUAUUUUUAAUGCCUAUACCUGCAUUUAUAUUUAAAUAUUUUUAAGCAAUAUUUACUUUAAUGAUAAUAAUACAGAAACAGUAUCUAUUUUUAAACGUAUAAUCAUCGUAAAAAUGAAAAAAUGUAUUUACGAAAUAUAUUUUACACACAUUUUCUCAAUAGAAGACAAUAACGGAUCUGAAUAUCUUUAAAUUUACGUGAAACAUUCAACGUAAACAGUUUAAUGGCUUACAAUUAAUUAAUAUUUAGCAAUACCUUGUUUUAAUUAAAAAAAUAUAACAUUUUUUAUGAAAAAAUAGUUUUGACAUAACUCUACUUAUGCCAUUUUUGUUGGUAGUUAACCUAAAACCGUCAAUUAUAUAAAAACAGUGAUCGUUUAGCAGUGACACUUGUGACACAAGUAACAAUAUCUUUAUUAUUUAUGAGUUCCAGUAGUAAAUAACUUUAAAAAAGUCCAAGAGGAGAGGCGCAUAAUUUCCCCUUUACUCCCCUAAAAUCCGCCACCGAUAGAAGAUGGUGGAAAGGAUAAUUUUUACGAGUACAACGUAUGAAAACCUAUGAUAUGUACAAAUACAAAUACUUCAAAUUGUUAACAAGGCAUUACAAUAUAAUGGUAUUUAAAUAUUAUAUAGAUAGAUUUAGAUAACGAUGACUGUUCAAAAUAUCGACGAAUGUAUUUUUUAAAUAUUUUAAACGUUACUACAAGCAUUUUUAGAUGUUCAUUAUGUAUGUAUGCGUGGACCUAACCUUAAAUAAUUAUUAUGCAUAACUUCGUAUUAUUCGAUUGAAAACGCGAUUCGUGUAGUAAACAAUAUAUUGUAUACUGUAAGUUUGUAAUCUAAUCUUUAUAAUACCAUUGUAGUUUCUUUAAAUAUUAUACUGUCCUGCUCUUAUCAUUGUGUCACUAUACAGCAUGUUGUUGGUCACCUACUUGCAUAAUCGUGAUCAAAAAUCUUGAUUGAAAUCUAAUAAAUUAUCUAUAUUUUAUUGAAAAAUCAUACUGUAAACCGAUUAUAUUAUGCGGUAGAAAUUCAUAAAUUAUUUAUAUCUAUGUAACAUCAUAAUAUAUAAUAAUUAUUAUAAUAUAUUAUAAUUAUAUCCAUAUAGAUACAAAUAGAAUAAAAAAUUAUGAAGUAAUAAAUCAACUCUGUCGAAGCACAGUAGUAUUAUGCGUAUUACGCAUUAUUGUAGCAGAAACUGAUAUUUAAAUACACACGUUAAUAAGUUUACCAUAUUUGUACGAUAAUAUUAUAAUGUAACCAUGUAGAAGUACAACAUGCGUUCCAACAUCUAAUAAUAAUGUAGGACGAACUCCAAAAUAAAAAUCUCGAAAAUAUCAAAUGAAAUUGUAUAGCUCAAAAAAUCUAACCAACGUCUAUAAAAUGAUUACAUUAGUAUUUUGUGAACAUUUCAGGUAUCUACGAUUAAUUUAAACCUAAUUAUAAUAAAAAAACCAAAUAAAAAAUAAUUAAACCGUUAUCACCGUAAACUUUCUUAUUUUUUUUUUCAAAUAUUAAGAAAACCAACACAUAGUUAACCAAUAAUACAUUCCUCGUUUCGUCCAAAACUUAACCUUCAGUACUAAUAGCAUACCUGUAUUUCGUACUGCAAAGAUAGCAAACGUAUUGGGAAUAAUUGAAUUUUAUAUAGUUGUAAAAAACUAAUAUUAAAAUAUUAUCUAAACGAUUUAAGUCUUAAAUUAUAAAAAAUCCUCGUUUAGAAAUAAUUAGUUAACAUGAAAACGUUUCAGCUAAUAUUUGAUAUAUUUAUAAAAUAAAAAAAAAAAAAAAAAAAAAAAAAAAAAAACUAGAAACGAACAUAUUUAUUACUAGUCGUAUAUUUGCAAAAAAAAUGUUCAAGUAUGUUAAAAUUUAAAAAUAAACAAGUAUUCGUCUUAUAUUCUUAACUAUUUCUUAAAGAUAUAUUAAUUUCUUUUGCGGGAGUGUGCCUUUUGUUUUUCAGCAGAAAUAUUCGUAGUCUUAUCUUGAAAGCAUUUAUUUAAAAUAAAAAAAUAAUAACAUAUCUACAUACCUUAUGUGUUAACAAUUUUCAAAAAAAAAAUAAUCGUAAAAUAUAUUUAUUAAUAAGUCAAUUAUAUAGUUUAUAAUCGAUAGUCUUUAUAUACUGCACACUGCACAGUGUAUUAAAAAUAAAAUAAAAUAAUAAUAUUUGUUAGUGUAGUGGAUAAUUUACAUAAAAAUAGCAAAAAAAUAAUGAUAAACGAGAAUUCUUUUAUUCGCAAAAUAGAAAUUUCAUAAGCAUUAAAAUAUAAUUAUCUGAUAAAAAUAAAACAUAAUUUUUCGUACAAUAGUUUAAUUAUUUUCAUUCGAAUUAUUUUUAAAUAUUAAUUAAAAAAAAAAAAAAAAAAAACAGAACAUACUUCGCACUAUGCGUACCAUGUUUGACCACUAUCAGGGACGUAUUUAAGAUUUUCGUGAUGUAAAUUUAUUUGUUUGAGGGUACUUUACUUAUUAUAAUAUAUAAUAAUAAUUUAUAUUAAAUACAUAAAUAGGGUAAUUUAACUUAUGAACUGAAAGCAACGUAUAAAUCAUUAUACAAUUAAAAAAACGAUUCUGAGCGAUGAUACGAGGUAAAUAACGAGAAUUUAAUUUUAGCGCUUCAAGUAGUAACACUAAUGUCACCGAAUUAAGCUAAUCAUGAAGUUAGAAAGUUUUUACACUUAAUUGAUCAAAGUUUGAUCGUAAUCGAAUUUUAAUCUGUGUUAUACGGUUUUUGAAAGACGGUGGUGCUGAACGUACGUUGAUGUAUUUUCAGUUUUUUUUUAAUUUUUAAGAAAAACCACCAGAUUUCUAGACAUAUGUUCACGAAUAAGUAUACAUGUAAAAUGUCGGAAAUCGCGUAUCUUGUACUGCGUGAAAACAUCCAAUCUCCAAACCGAAAAAGACAUCCUAGUUAAGAGUUUAUAUUUUUUAUCGCUAAAACCAUGAUACGAGCAUUAUGCACAUUAAACACUGUGCAGUCAUAGUAGUAUUAAUGGGGGCCAAAAUAAAAACAAAAUCCAUAUUCGGUAGUUUUACACAACAGUGGCGUAACUAUACAUAAUGGCGAUUGCAGGAUUCCGUUGUGGGAAAGGUUUAUUAUACUAUUUUGUUCGAGCAUAUUUGAAAAAUGACAUUUAUUUUAUUACCUAUACGUAUGCGCAUUCUGUUAUUCGCCAAAACUCACACUAUAAAUUAUUUAAAACGCCGUAUAAUACCGUCGAAACGGUCGCUUUAUACCCGUCUUUCUAUAAUGAAAUCAGAAUCGAGUUUUGAAUGUUAUAAUAUUAUUGUUGUGUACGGCCCGACGACAGUGACUUCAUUAUGGGUUAUCGUGGGUAACGUCAUCGCCAUUUCAUCGAUUAUACAAUUUGAUAAUAUGUAAAGAAACGUAUAGUUAAUAGAUAAUAAUAUAUUAUACGCCUAUUAAAUAAAUUGUCAUAAACAAUAAUAUAUUAUAAACAAGUUUCCACGUGCAUAUAGUAGAGAUUAUCGUAAUAUUUUUGUAAUAAUAUAAUAUGUAAUUUAAUAUUGUUAUGUUUAGAAACAAAAAUAUAAGAACGUGAUAAACUUUAAAUAUUAUUCAAUUAUUUAUAGUUUUGUUUAUAAUAAAAAAAUAUGCGGUUCUGUGCACUGUGUGACGGUGUUAGGUUCUGGGCGCGGCGGUCUAAUUUCACUUGGCUCGGCGCAAAAUAUGCGUAUAUUUUAUAUUGUGCAUUAGGUGGGUACCCGAUGUUCUUAUACGUCACUUAUCGUUUACUAAUAACAAGCUGUUCGAUUAUAGAGCUCUGGCAGGGUUAAAACGCAAAUGUUUAUUAUCUAUUAUUUUAUUUUCGAAAGUGACCGAGCUGAACAAUUUUAAAAAUAUUUCAGUUGCAUGGUCACUGUGGACGCAGAGAUCGUACCUCAGUUUUUUGAGAAAAAAUAUGAAUAUUAUCAGACGAAACAGUAAACCUAUUGAAAUGAAACUAUAAUGACUCGUUAAAAUCAAAUUAAAUUAUUAAUUUAAUUGUAUUAAUCAUAAUAAAUUAAUAAUUUUUUCAAGGGGAAUGGCACGGAGUUAAAUAAUGAGGGUAAAUUAAUAAUUAAUUAAAUCAUAAAAUAUUUUACUGAUCUUGGUAGAAGGGUAGAUAACUAAAAAAAAAAAGGUUAUUAAUAUAAUUUUAAUAAUGCCCACCUCUCCUCCAGAAUCAUUGUCUGGAUUCAACACUGCGUUUGACCAAGGUGGUAUUUAAUAUAUUCAAUUAGGUAUUCAUUUAUGUUUGUUAACUCUGUGCCCUUCCCCUUGAAAAAACUAUUAAUUUAUUAUGAUUAAUACAAUUAAAUUAAUAAUUUAAUUUGAUUUUAACGAGUCAUUAUAGUUUCAUUUCAAUAGGUUUACUCUUUCGUCUGAUAAUAUUCGUAUUUUUUCUCGAAAAACUGAGGUACGAUCUCUGCGUCCGCAGUGACCAUGCAACUGGAGUAUUUUUAAAAUUGUUCAGCUCGGUCACUUUCGAAAAUAAAAUAAUACAGGGAUACUGAUUUAUUGUUUUAUCCGAAUGGGUUUUAGGAAUUAAAAUAUAAAUAAAUAAAAAUUCAUCUCGACGAAAUCUAUAAUUACGCGGGUUCUCGAAAACAACUCGCGUUCUGCGUGUAUCUACCUGUACACGGAAACGCGAAAGAUGUCGUAAUUUUCGAAAUUUUGCACCGGUAUUUAUGUAAUUGGUAUUUUCGGCGUUUUAAAAUUUACGAGAUAAUAUUCUCGGACGGCGUUUGUACAACGUCAAAACACGUCGGUAUACUCACUAAUUAUUUUAUAUUUUGUGGCAUAUUUUGCAAUACUUAUUAUACAAUAAUAGUUCAGACGUUUUCUAAUCAUGUUACAAUCAGUAUAAAAUAUUGGUUUUAUUUUUAUUAUAGACGAACGUUGCAAAAUUCAACAGAUUUCAACUGCGGAUUUAAUUGCGGACCGUUUAACUAUUUAAUCGGAUAGGUAUACCAAUAUACAUAAUAUAAUACAUAGUAAUACAUGGUAUUUAUUUUUUUUUAAGUACCAAUACUAACAACAAUAGCACGCGAAAAAGAUUACGGCUUUUACAGUUAUAGAAUAUUAUACAUUUUAAUGUAAAUAAAAAAAUCGCAUCGUGUUUUCAAUUCUAUAUGACCUAAACGAAAAGUAAAUCGCACCUGAAAAACCUGAAAUUGUUUUUAUUGCAAAUUUAUUGGUAUAUAUUGGAAAAAACUAACAAAAAAAAAAUACAUACCGUCGAAAUCCGUUAUAUAGUAAAAUCCAUUUAAUCAAUUAGUCAUAAUAUUAUUCUGCAGUCGGGCUUACGUUAUCGUAUAGGUACCAAUGAUAAUAUUGUAAAAUUAACGAAUACGGACGUGAAAAUAUUCGAUCGAGUUCACACUUUUAGCAAUACAAGGGACGAGAAUAUCACAAUAUGUUUGUUUGUUACGACCGUGUUUUUUUUUUUAUUUUUAGAACAAGUUCGACUACCGAAGCGCAUUAUAAUAUAAUGAGUACAUUAUUAUCGCGUCGUGAACUCGCAGGCGCUGAAAAAACCGCCGCCGUGUGGACGCUAUAAUAUUCCGUGACAAACGACACGGAUAGCCUCUCCUUUACGCCCUCCUCCCUCUCUCCGCCUAAAUAUUAUUAUUAAUAAUUUAAUUUACGGCCGUACGUGCCGAACGAACGACUCGCUCCGCCGGUAAACCGUAUUUUCAAUUUUAUAUACUAUAUGUAUAUGUUCUACGUAAACACUGUAUGGACAACAUCGUUACGUAUGAAAACAUAAUCGGCGAAAAUAUCUAAUUUCAAGGGUCCGUGGUCUUCGCAAUGAAAUGUACUCACAACAUAUACGAUAUUAUAAUGAACGCGAUCGAGAUUUAGUUAGAAAAAAAAAAAAAACCGAGCGUGUUCGAAUUUUAUCGGUUUUUUUAACAGAUUUCUGUACUGGAAACCUAUAUUGUGCAAAAUACAAGUUAUAAGAGAUGCCUUAAUACCCGCGUGUACCGUAUAUGUUUUACUAACCCGCGCCCCAGAAAAUUUGCGUUCACCAGGAUUAAUUUUUUGCCGAUAGACGUCAGUUUUAAAUAUUACAGUGAUUUAACUGCAGUUAUCAAAUUUAAAUGAAUAAGAAUAUUAUUUGUGUUGGUGCGCCAAAGGAUUUUAAGGACUUAAAUGCACUAAAAAAUCAUUAAAAAUGCAUUUGAAAAUAAGCAUUUAUGAAUCAUAAAAUUAACAAGUACCUAAUAUGUAUAAAUACAAAAUUAUUACGAUUUCGAAAAAAUUAGAUUUUUUAUUUAUAUAUACUAAUAUAUAUAAUAUAUAUAUAUUAUAUAUAUAAUACUAGCUCUCCCACGUUGUCCGUACCAAUUUGUUUUAUCCUUUUAACCUUUAUUUCCGUUUUGCUUCGUAUCAGUAUAUUGAAUGAAAAAAAUAAGCGAAAAGUAAGUAGUCUUGCGGCGGACUAAAAAUUAGCUAGUGUGUUAUAUGUUUUUUCAUCCGUUUUACUAUAAAUACCAGCAUAACACAGGGAUUAAACCAUAUCUCCACUAUAAUAACGCUAAAAUUAUGAAGACAUAAUAGUAUACUGUAGUGUUGUGACUGUAUACUAAAAAAUACAAUGAUUCAAAAAAUGACGUGUUUUCGCUGUUCACUUACCCACCCAUACAGUUAAUAUUUCAAUAAUAAAUCUGCAGACAGCCAGAUAGAUUCUUUAUUUUAAGUUGUUAAUUUUUAUUUCUGUUUGUUAUUCAUUUUUUUAUUUUAAAUUUGUUUUCAUUUCAUCAUUGUUUUUAAUGUAAUCCAUAAUUUAACAAAAAUAAUUAAAUUUUCGUACCAAAAAUAUCUAAAAACCAUUCAUCACAUUAAUUAUUUUAUUUUCGCGACAAAAAGUAGCCCAUGUUUUUCUCCAAAGUCCUGUCUAUUUAUCUAAACAAAAACUCAUCAAAAUUGGUUGAGCGGUUUAAGCGUGAAAACGUAACAGACUGACUUUCACAUUUAUAAUAUUAGUUAGGAAGUUAGGAUUAGGAUUAUUAAAAUAAUAUAUUAUUCACUGUUAUUGAAAAAAUUGUAAUUAUUUUUUUAUUCAAUUUCCCAUGUACAUAAUAUAUCUAUGUAUAAAAAAAAAAAAAAAAAAACAAUACAGCCAUAAAUAUUGUGUUUCACUAUAUUAUAAUCUAAUCUACCUAGUGACCAUUAAGAUAUGAAUUACUCUCUUUAUGACAGUUUAAUUAAAUAAUUGUUGACCUUGAUUUAUGAUAAAUAUUUACCGAAGUACUUGUUAUCAAAAUAUGUACUAAAAGCUUAAGUUAUGAUUACAUAAUUAAAAAUAUAUAAUCAAAAUAUCGAAAAACACCGACGUUCAAACACAAAUAAUGUUCAUAACUUUAGGUAAUAGAUCGAUUCACAUUAAUAUUAAAAUAAUGAACGACGCAAAAUUGGUCGUGCUGAUGCAAAUUUCAUGUUCACCUAUCGUGCGUUUGUAAGACGGAGGACACGUAGACAGUACACGCGGAUACGACAUACUAGCUGUUAAAUGAUUUUUCGAAUUAAAUUGUUUUAUUUUUUUUAUUUGUUUGUAUAUAUUAACAAUAUUGAUCGUCGGAAUAUUAGUAUAAUAUUGGUCAUAAACCAUAAAACAAACUGUAUUCACGUUAUUUAGUUUUUAUAAAGAUAACGCAUUGUCACUGAUUAAAUAUAAAAUCAAUGAUAAUACAGCUAAUGGUGAAGUCCUUUAUUAUUAUUAUGGAAAAAAAAAAGAGAUCAAUUCUUUAUUGAUUUUUUUUUUUUAAUUACUUUAAAUAAUCAUUAUCCAUAUGUGUUUGUUUGCAUAUUGUUUAUACGAGAUCCAUAGCCGAAUCAAAUGCAUUUAGAAUCCUGAAAAUAUACAUUUAAAAGCGUAUAAACAGAUCCGCGUGAAUCUUAAAGUCGGAUUUCCAAAAUUAAAUUUCUAAAAACGCAAAUGAGUUCAAAAUGAGUAUUUUAUAGUUAGGUAUAUAGUUUUACAACAUUCGUUUGCUGUUAAUUUGUUUUUCAUAUAUUUAACAAAAUUAUUAUGACGCAAUAUAUGACAUUAUCACGAUUACUCCAACCGCACGCAUUUCCCCCUUGUUAAAUCGUUUAAAUGAACUUUAAUAAUCCUUCCGGUUAUAAUAUAAGUGCACAUACAAUCAAGCGUAUAUUAUAAUACAUUAUAUGCAUACGGAAAAUAUUCACUUUUAACUUUAAUCGUUUUAAAUUUAAUUUUGAUUUUCCAUAUUUGUUCAGUCAUCAUUGUAACAAAGCUUCGUUAUCAUUUAAAAUUCGUAUGCGAGUAGAUUAUUUAGCCUAAAUCCCUAAAGUUUAAAUUUUAAAAAAUUUAAAACGGUUUUUUACGAGUGUAAUCGAAAAAUGUUACGUUUUCUCUUAUAGUUUCUGUUUAGAAAGUCACUUUGAUAUCAGGAUCUUUCUUAAAUUACUGAUACUAAAUGCCUUAACACCGGUUUUCAAGUCUGACAAUAUUUCAGAUGCUAGUUAUUACAGUUCUAUAAUUGUUCUUACCUAUAUUGGUAGACUUUUCGAGUCUAUAGUAUUGCAAUGUAUCCAUGCCAGCCGCAAAUCAAAUCCUUAUCGAGGAACCGCAUGGUUUCCGUCCUAAUCGAUCUGUAAAUACGCGUAACUUGGUAUUAAUAUCUGUUCUUACCCAUCUAGGAAGUUCAGUUAAUGAUCUUGGGGUUUUAUUCAGUUCAAAUUUAAACUUCUACUCUCAUAUUAUAUGCUACAAGGUUUUGAAAACGGUCCGGUUUCUAAAAAUAAUUUUUAACAAAUUUGAAUUAUUAACCUCUAAAAGAUCUAUACUGUGCACUGUGCACUUGUUAGGUAGAUUCUAGAGUUUAGUUUUGUUAUUUGGGGCCAAUGUAGAGAAUAAUAUGAACCAGAUUGAGAGGGUGCAAUGCAAAUAUUUUUAAGCUUAGCUGCUUAUUUGUUAAAAAUUGACCACCGAUCUCGUGUAUAUGAUUUGGUACUGAACAUUCUAUGUUUAUAAUCCCUUUCUGAUAAAUGAAUAAUUAUUAACCAAUUUUCCGUUCGGAAGUUCAUCAAUGGAGUAGUCGACUGUAAUGAAGUGUUACUUAGUCAAGUUUGUUUUAGAACGGCUUACUUCCGAUCAUCUUAAUAUUUUUCCAUUGAGCAAUGCACCACUAACUAUAUUUUUGUAAACGACAAAUCUUCAGGAUGAUGUACUUUGCUAAUGAAGACCUUUCAAUUCUAUUUAAUUAAUAUGUAUUUUGUUACACGCGAAAUAUGUUUUUUGUAUGUAUUUAAUUUGUAACUUGUCUGCACUUGGGCCGCGGCUCGUAUUGAAUAAAAUGCAUAAAUCAAAAUAAUAUUACCAUAGUUGUGUUGGCUGAAAUUGCAGUUUUAGCUCAAAACGCUACAGAAAUGGUAUUGUAUUAAGAAUAACCCGAGCGAUUCGUCAAGCAAUCGAAAACAUGUAUUUACAUAGAAAAAGACGAUAAACUAUAAUGUCCAUGACUUUGUGUCCUGAAUUAUAAUUAGUAAUAAUACUUUCCCGACCAUAAUAAUACAAUUUUAAAUAAUAUAAUAUUAUAUUAUUAUCUGAACUUUUCUUAAUUUUCUAACAUUAUUUUGCUAUGUAUUCGUGCGUUAGAAUGACGGAUAUAACGCAUACGAAAUUUUCUCUUAACCAAAAAAUUGUAUGUCCCAUAUAUUUAUAAUUUCAAAUGCAACGGAAUUUUUGGGUUACAGUGCACCCAGAUUCCAAAAUUGGUAAAUUAACAUCAAGAGUGUAUCGGUCGUUGUAGUCAAUUUUUAUCAGAUGAGUGCGAUUUAUAUACAAUAAAUUACUGUCAGUUGAUCUUUAACCAUUUAAUAUGAUUUAUAUUUCCGUCUAUUUAUAACAUAGUACGUAGUUUUUUUUUUUUUACGUAAUAAUGAUUAUUUUAGUGAACAGUGAAAUAAAACUUUGAUUAAAACGUUUAGUUUCAUUUAAAUUCGUUUGCAAAUAGUUUUCGCUACAUACAAAUUUGCAGAUUUCGGAUUAUUAACCUUACCUAUUUUAUAAAUUUCAGUGACCGUUUCGUCAUGUAUGACGGACAUAAUAUAACUAGUUUUAAAAUAUGUUCAAUCGAAUAUCGAUCAAAAUUAUUUUUCCCUAUCAACGAUAUAUCGUUUCAUACAGAUUUAAAUUAAAUUAACCUAUAUAUCCUACCUUCCCAACUUCCCCCUUUUAACUUUGGCCCAACUUAUGAACAGUUUCAGUAUUCCGUAUUUGUAUAAGCAUUUUUGAUAAGCAUUGAUGUUCUGUUCUAAGUUGAUAAAAACUGAAAAAAAAAUUUUCCGGUCGUAUAUGAAUACGCGCCUACCGUAAGUCCGUCAAUAUUAAAAUUGCGUUAAAAAAAAACACGGACGACCGAAUUGUUCGCAAGAGAAAAUUCUUAUGUCACGGGUCUAUAGUUUUUUUUUUAUUUGCCCUUCCCUUUCGCAUACAAGAAAAGCAUUAUUUUUUAUCCCCUCAGAGGGUAUACGCGUAAACUCCUCCCCGAAAUAUCGAAUUUCAGUUAAGCUCACUCUCCGUUUUCUCCGCCAACAGUCCACCCUCAUCACCGUCAUUGAUUUCAUUCUAACUUGACUUGUCGUAACCGAUUUUUUUCCCUACGGUAAGCCACUCGUAUUUUUUUUUUUGUCUUAUAGUCAAGCCUGCAUUAUAUAUUAUUGAACAAACAGAGGUUCGCGGAGCACAAGUGUUAGUGGUGUCCGGGGACGUGCAAGAAACAACGAUUAUUAUUAUCCGGCAACGUGCGUUCUGCAGAACAAUAUCAUGACGACGUCGACGGAUUAUGGGUUUGAUUUUUGGAGGGCUUUUGUAAAACUUUUAAACUUGGUAUAAUAAAUAAACGUCAGAACAUUUACCACUACACGUGACAAUCAUCAUAUUAUGUAAAUCAGUGUGACCCUACGUAAAGGGAUAUAAAAAAAAUAUAUCCGACAAACAAUUGGAAUAUUAUUUCCCGAGUCUUUGUCAGCGAGUGCAUAUAAUUGUAUUUCGACCAGCUUCUAUAUUUUUUGUUUGUUUUGUUUUAUGUAUUAUUGUCAGUGGAGAUCAACUGACUGACGGGAAAAUCAUUUUUGGAAUUGUUUUUACAUUUUAUUUAGGGAAUGGGGAGGUAGUUAUAAUGCAUAAUUCGUCGGGGGUCGACGAAAAGUGGGGAAAUAUGAACUCUGCUCGGAUUUUUUGUAUUUAUUCUAAAUACUAACAGAUGUUGUGAAUUGAAGAAUACCUAGAGGUCAAAGAAAUUAAAAUUUUAGGAAUUAUGUUCCGAUCAAAUAUUAUUAAGAAAGAUAUUGCUCGAAUAUCGCCAUUCGUUAACUGUAAAAUGUAUAGGUAUUUCAAAUUUUCACACUUCUAAUACUCGUACUGCAGAGAAAUAUUUUGCACAUUUUCGCGGCGUUUAAACUUUAAUUGAAAAGUUAAAAAUCGCUCCCUCAAAAGUCGUGAAAAUCAGUCAUCGGAAAUCAGAAAAAUCGGAAAUCUCACCGCGAAUAUUAUACUUAUCUGUGGGCGAACGAACAAAACACGACGUAUGAAAACAUUUUCCGAUGUAUCGACCAUUUUUUUGGUCGCAGACCCGGAAAGCCUGCAAACCGAGAUGUCAGUUAGACUGCGGCAAAUGCUCAAGUCGGGGUAGGGGAAAGUCGUCCAAAAAUGAUUAGACAAAUAACGCGAUACGGAUAAAUGACAACGGUCCGAAAGCGUGAUUAUUUCUAUACCAGUGUUUAUAUUUUCGCGGUGUAAAAUCGCGAAGCGAAUGAAAGAAAUUUAUCGUAAAUUGUUACGCGAAACCCCGACGGGAAAAAUUAUAUUAUUCGUGUGCAGUAUGAUAAUAAUGAUAAUAAUAAUAAUAAUAAUAUGCAACUCGGUCGCGUUACCGGAAACCCUAUCAUACGGAUUUCUUACGAUCAUUUUCGCACGACUGCCGUUUGCUUACUAUUAUCGCCACUGUGAGUGGCCUGUCCCUCGCGUCCAAUUAACGACGCCACUGUCCGCGGAGUCGUCCGUCCGCUAGAUUGCGGGCGGCCAAGUAGAAAUAAUUAUUAUCAUCAUCAAGACGUUAUUGCGCGGCGCGUGUCCCGCGGGGAACAGGUGGGAACCGUCGCCGUCGACCGGCACACCGACCGUCAGUCAGUCGAACGUGUCGAGUCGUGUGCGACCGAUCUCUCUACCGUGUUUUGUUUCGUUACGGUCUUAUCGUUAUUACCGCGGACCGCACGCGUUCUCCGUUUUGAUUUUUCGCCGGUUUAUCAAUACGGAAAUAUUAUAACUUAAUCGUUUUGGAAUUCCCGUCCGGAAGAUAAUUAUUGCAUCCCGCCCCUCGUUUCGGACCGGCCGCAGUCCGACGCCCGUCGAUUUAUUGGAUAAAUCGGAUAAAUUUUAUCCGGUUCUCGCGACUCUGCCCGUCGCGCGUUUGUCGACCGAGGGGUUUCGCCACACAUGCGCGCCCGACGGCCGGUAAUCCUCGUCCGACGACACCCACGAUGAAGCUGAUCAAACUGGUAAGCUCCUCGAUAGUAAAUAAUAAUAUUAUCGCCUUUACCCCGCGGUACCGAGGGUCACUCGGGGACGGUCCGGAUGUAGCGGAUGAACGAUCCGGGAAAAUUCGGUCGGCCCGAACGUCAAAUGUUUUUCGACGACAAUAACAGUUAUUAUUUACAACAACAAUUAUUAUUGAAACCGAGUGUUACUUAUGCGGGUAGAAAUAGGCGGACAAACACCGAACGAAGCGUCGAAAAAAAAAAAAACCAUUUCCGGAUCGUCAAUUACUCCGGUAUACCCUCUGACGAUUCGACAUUUCGGACAGAAUUUCUGUUCGUUAGGAGACGAUUUUUGUUCCCCCCCCUCCCCACCUCGGCUCACGAAACCCUUGUUUCGGCGCCGAUUAUCCUGACGAAAAACGAGAAACACGAGCCGGGCCGUGAAAAAACGCCGACCGCUCGUUGUUGAUUUCGACGUGUGCGGCGCGCGGUUUAUUUUCGGUACGUUUUUUUUUUUUAAUUUUACGACUUUUCCUAGUAUCCUAGUAGUUUUUAUUUGGUUCGUGUGGCGCCUACAGGGACUCACAAUCGGACGCUUUUCCUAAAAACCUCGACAAAUUUUUGUAUUUCGCGGUAAAAUUUUCAACGCGCGAAACCGUCUCGGCGGCUGUAACAACGUCGAACUGUAUUAUUAUUAUUAGACAGAUAUAUUAUUAUUAUUGCUAUUGCCGUCGUUAGUCUCAGUUUUUUUUUUCCGCUCGAUUCCGUUUUCACCGCGGUAUUAUAUUAGAUAUUAUUUUUAGGCAGGUACUUUCCCGCGGCUGUUUAUGGGAUUAUCGUGUUCCGGACGCGGUCGUUUUGGACGAAUUAUUAUAAUAACAAUAUUAUUAUCCGUAUAGAAAAUAAUAUGGAAAGAAAAGCAAAAAAAAAAAAAAAACGUACCAUAAAACACGGUUAUUAAACUGUUGAUUCAAUAAUCUUUAUUAGAUACGGAAAAAUAAUAAUAAAAAUACAAACCGGACGAAAUUCCAUAUAAUAUUAAUAAUUUCUAGCGGGAAAAUUAAAAAUGUAUUAUAGCAAUGAUAUAGUUAGGCGGCGCGUUAUUUUUAUGGGUAAAACGACGCGGGGGAACCCGUCGAUAACACCACGACCGCUUACUUAUAAUAUUAUCGAAGUGAUCGGAUCCGGCGAUUUCUGACGGGUUCUGUUUUCAACGUAGCGAUGAUUGAUCCACAGUGAACCGAUAAGAAUUAUUCCGAAAGCAGAUUUGUAUAAUUAUCCGUCGUCUACUCGAGAUCGACUUUCCCACGUUAAUUUUGUGUUUUUAUUUUUAUUUCUCCACAAAUUGAAAUAUUCCGUUUUUUUUUUUUUUUUUUUUUUGAUUACCUCUUUUUUUAUUGUGGGGUUAUUUUUGGAUUUAGCGGGAUAAAGGCAAAUAUGCGGGAAAUCGAUUACACGUAGACUUGCCGACAAAUUCAACUCUAUUUACAGAAUAUUCUUAUCACUUCGUUAGACCAAUUGGUACGAUGGAAAUAGAACACGUCUAAUUGUUCUUAUUUAUGUUGCACGUGUGCAAGACACACAGAAAAAUAUCACCGCCUCCAAUGUCAGCGCACUAUUUUUUUUUUCUCUCUAACCAACGAACGAAUUUACGUUCAACAGAAUCAAACUCGCGUUGUUAGCUCAAGCAUUAGAGCGAAUUGACCCAUAAUUAUCAUACUCAAAGUUAAAAACGACAUCCGAGUGUGUACGUCGGUUAUUUUUUACGAUAUUUCAAUCUUUAUGUCAACAACCUACGAAUAAAUAACAAAUUGAAAUUUAAAAUUGAAAAAAUAUCGUAAAAAAGCCGACGUACAAACACGGAUAAUGUUUUGAACUUUAAGCAUGUUGAUUCACUCUAAUAUCGUUAACCAAGCUAAAAUUAUAACCGUGUUAAGGGGAAAAACGGGGUUAAGUCAACAAACCUUUUUAAAACUACGGGGCGCCCGGCUUUAUACAAAACGCUAAACAAAUUUAAGAAAUAUCGCAACUAUGUCAUUUGUUAGUUGUUAUAUUUUCAACCGCUUUGAUCAGAGUCAUAAUGAACAUCAAAAUUGUUUGGUACCCGUAUAGUCAGAAGAGCGUGUAAGUACGGCCUGGUAACACGUGGGCCUAUAGUAUCUCUAUUUGGAAACGAAUUCAGGAGUAAGGGAGAAUCCGUAUUUUUCGGUCGGGGUGAAAUGUUGAAAUUUGAACACGAGUUUAAUAAAGUUGUAGAAAAAAAAAAAAAAACGACAGCGCGUUUGUGUGGCGGGGCGGGAGGGGGAUUAACACCGAACCCGAACUCCGCUCCGGCCGACCGCUCGACUUGUUGAACAAUAGCAACGCGAGUUCGGUUCUGCUCGACGUAAAUUCGUCGCGCGCGGAUCACUCUCUCGACCAUAAUACCUAAUGUUAACGUCGUUGACAUUGUACAGUUUUAUAAAACCGUACGGUAAUUACGUGUUUCGUUUGUGUGUGUGUGUUUUUUUUUUUGUUUUUAAUCGAAAAAGUCCAUCCCGGUCUUGGCCCGCCGUUGCAGUACUAUAUCCCGCGAUAACGCGCGUGCACACGCGUUAUGACCGUCGUACCAUUGUCCGGUAGCGACACGGUAAUUCAUACGGAGGCGUCUCGCUACCGCUGCGCCGCCGCUACGGCCAGCGGGUGUGCGCCGGCACUGCUUUCGUUCCGAUAUUUUUCGUCCGGCCGUCGUAAAAACGCGAUGCCCGGGGCGACGACACGCGGCGCGGCCGAGUGUUCCGUGCCGCGGGGACGUUUCGCGCGCCGCGUGCGUACCGACCCGGCGUAACGUUAUCGCGACGACGUUUCACGUCCGUUGCGGAACGGCCGUCCGAAAGCCCGGACCGUGGUGGCGGACGCGUGUCGCCGUGAAACCGCGGGCAAAUUAUCGACCGACGACGAGACGCUGUCGCGGCCCCGUUGUCGAUUCCCGAAGACGUUUGUAAACGCCGGUCGCGCAGCGGUGGUAUUGUCGUCGCGGGUUCGGCCGGCGGGCCGGGCACGUCCGUCAUCUCCGGUUCAGGAUGUCAUGCGUCCGGCGCGCGGGCGCAAAACCGAACGGAUUACAUCACUGACGCCGUUUGAAAUCGCGAGUAGUUCUUGUAUGCGAAUCUAUUAUCAGUUCGGAUUACCCUCCCCCUCCCCCCUCGUCGAAUUCGCCGCGGUAAAAGUCGUGUACCGCAAUUUUUUUUUCUCCCCCUAUCGUUAUUAUUAUAACUCGUGUAAUAACGCUCGCGCAUUAUUAUAGAAAAACUCGUAUUUUAUUGCGAUCGGUCGGUUAGGUUUUUAUAAUAUUAUGUUCGUGCAAUAAUCUCUCUGUGCAAUAAACGAGAAAGGGGAGGGGGGAGGAGGGAAUAUUUUAUCGAUGCAGCGCGUACAAAUAAAUUUUAUCUCGCGGCGGGCACUCGAGAUUUUAACGAAAUUUUAUUGAAGGUUUAUAAUCGAAUUUGUCGAGUAGCCCAAUAGAGUAAUAAAUAAAUAUAUCUAUUGCACGGACGAAUCACGUUUUCGUCGAAAACACAAUACUAUUACAAUAGGAUAUCAAUUGUAGUCAUUUUUGCGAAAAUCGAAACCGAUUAUUCUGAUACACCGUCUUAUUCGGUUUACAGUUCUGUUAGUUAUUACUAAAUUAUUCGCGUUUGUUUGUAAUUAAAAUUAAAAUUUCUGUAUACGAUGAUACUUUUACUUUUUUCGCACUCUACCUAAUAUACGUAUUUACUGUAAUAUGACAAAUUUUGGCCGACCGGUUUGCGACUGUAUAAUAUUAUAAUAUAAAUUUAUUUUCCGAAUAUACGAGUAAUAUAUCAUGGUGGUACGCGGUAAUAGUAUACCAUUGUUUACCCAAUAUUCGAUUUCGGAUGACGUAAUAAUUUUCAAACACGCUCGAGCCAACUUGAGGUGUAUUACUUAAUAAGAGGGGAGGAAUGGCGCCGGUUUUUUUAAAAAUUUUCUUCGAUUUUGUAAAGUAAUGUUUACAUUUGUUUUUUUUUUUUUUUUUGAUGGCCACCAACGAAGCCAUCUUAACGAUAAGACUUGUCCACUAAUCCACUGCGCAAUAUCCGUUUAAUAAGGGGAAGGGUUUACGGACGAAUGUGACGUUUCAGACCGAAAAGCCAGACAAAACUGAAGUCAUUAUUACUGUAAAUUGUUCGAAAAUAUAAUCAAAUUUUUUUUUUUACGAUUUCCAAUAAAAUAAUUGAAUUUUCGCAUCCAACCAUUGUAAUUGGAUUUUUUUUUUCUUUUUAAUAUCGCCUAAAAUGUCUAUACCUAUCGGAGGCAGUGAAUAGCGCGUAAGUACCUAUACGCCUAGAAUACCAUUUCCGAAAAUCACAAACUUUUUCUUUUUAUAUAUACCUAUGUAUCUAUGUAUAGUACGCGUUCAAUAAUAAUUAUUAUUAUCGUAUAUGAAUAUUAAGUGCCUGCUUUGACGGGCGUAUUAGUCUUUAACGUGAUAUAACGCGACGUGAAAGAAAGAAAAUAAUUUAUGUUAAGUGGAAGCGAAAGGGAUCGAUAACGGCUAUUUACUUUACCUCUGUCGUAUCACCCGUCGUGUUAUAACGAUAAUAAUUAUUAUUAUACACCAGUUCGAUAAUUUUAUAAUAUUCCAACGUUCGCGAUGCCGAUUUCCUUCCCUCGCCCGUCAAUAAUACGAAUAUUAUGACGUAUCGAAUCCAUCGUACAAUAUCGCUUCACAAUAAUCAUUAUGUCGACGGUUUUAAUGUCGAGUGUACUUAUAUCGCAAAGACGUUAAUUGUGGCGGUAUUGUCGAAAAAAAAAAACCAGAUUUUAUCGCCCGUCGCACGAGUAGGUACUCGCGUAUUUAUUUGCACAAUUGUACUCAAACGUACAAUAUAUUGAUUAAAUUAAUUAUCGGACUUGGUGCAGAUAUGGUUUGUAUAGAUGCUAAAAUUAUUAUAAUAAUUAAACGGGUGUAAGCCGUUGUUGAUAUCGGGUCAUUUGCGAUUAAAAGUCGAUUCUGAGCGGAGUACCGGAAACUGGCGACGUUACAAUAUCGGUAUCCGUCGUGUUUUGUAACCCGAAAAUCAACAAAAAUUGAAUCGUUUGUUGUCGGUUUUUCUAUUUUUUUUUUUUUUAGAAAAACCGUCGAGAAUCGAGAAAAUUGUUCAAGUAAACAACGGUCUUUCGAAAAUUCCGCAUGUUUAUGGUACUACAUGAAAAAAUCUGGACAUUUUUACUAAGAAAAAAAGUGUUUUUUCAAGAGAAAAAACACAUUCUAAUAAAAACUAAAAGUUUCUUCACUUCACUCGGAAUAACUCCCCCCCGUAAAAACAUUGAUUAUUGCCAUAUUGGUAUAAUUGUAUAUAAAUAAUAAAAAGAUUUUGUAGCUAUUGAAAAUCAAAAUUAAAUUAAACAAUUUGACUUACAGAUUUAUAAUAACAGUGUAACUAAUUAUGUAGAACAAUUAUUCACAAUUUGAAUAGAUAGAAUAGUAAUUAAAACGUUAAACUUUCUUUCGAAUUCUGAAAUUUCUCUACAGGCAAUUAGACUAUAGCAAUGGCUAUAUUUUUUUUAUUUUUUUUUAUUAGUUUUUUUUUUUGCUAUUCCAAUUCAUUUAGUUCUGAAAAUCGAAACUCAACGGUGACCGUUGUAUAUUAUUGUUGUGUCCGUCCAAUGGUGAACCUCGAUUGUACAAUAAUGAUUUUUUAUCGUACCGAUUCAAUAUAAUGUCGAGCGACCGCCAUCAGCAGAUGGACCACACGUUUAUUCUAAAAUAUAAUCCGGACGUAUACGCGUGUUAUAUUAUUCAGUAACCGUUAAAUUUGUAUUAAAACACCAGUAAUAACGUGUCACGUGUUUCCUUUUUUCCCAUUCAGUAUAUCUUGAUUUUCUGUCGUAGGGCAACUGCAGACUGCAGAACAGCGUCAAUCGGGGUUGUGUCUCGUUUAUAAUACACGCGUAGUGUAGAGUCUCGAUAUAAUCGGAACCGGAGUAUUGGAUUGUGCAUAAUUCAAAAUUUUAGAAAAGUUAUUUUUUCCUAGAAAUAUUUAAACAUUUUAAUAGUACGACCUUAUAAGGGAAUCGCUCGAUGAACAGUAAUUUCUAUUGUAGUGUAUAAUGUAUAUGCUUAAAUUUUAGCCACGUAAUCUUAAACCACUGCGAGGUGGUUCUUAAGAUUUUCUAAUGUUUUCGGAUUUUUAUUGAUUAUCCUAAGACUCGUAUUAUAUGAGUACAGGUCAAAUUUGGGACCGGAUUCCUACCGAGACACAUACAAAAUGGCUUUCAGUAAAAGGCCAACAAAGGGCAGUCCUUAUUUUUAGGAGAACAAAAAAAAAAAUUCAAAUUUUUGUCGAGACAAAUAUGUUUAAUAUUUUUAUUAGAAAUAACGUAUAAAAACAAUAAAGUUCGGUCAUGAUAGGUCAGCUCUAAUAUAUGCCAAAAUAAGAAGGUUGCCAAAUCGAACAAUCAGAAUUGAUCCGGUGCCGAAACGGAUUCCAGAAUGCUUAUAUGCCUUCCGAACUAGAGAGAAAGAAGAAAGAGCUAUCUGAACUAUCAGUCCAUUUCUCUAUAAGUCUACGGAGCGCGGGUGGACAUGACGUGAACAGAAACACGAUAUUAUGAUCGUGUUUACGAGGAAGGAUUUUUGUAAAACGUCUUGUAAAACUAAUAUCGUUAUUACAAAUAAUAAAUACGUAUAAUAUGUAUCUGCCUGAGUACCUAUAAAAUCUUCGGAUUACGGCGACAUCCGGAAAUCGAUAAUGUCGCGGAAUAUAUACCUAAAAACGCCACGGAUGAUGUUAUUAAUAACGGUGUCCCAUUAACGUUUUAAUCGGAGCGAAAAGAAUAAUAAGAACGAAGUGUAAGUAGGUACACUGCUGGGUAAAUAAGGAAAAACGGUCGCGAACAGGUGGAAAAAUAUACAAUCAGGUUUUCCGAUCAUCCAAUUAAUCUGUUCGGCGAACCGCUAACCCGGUGACCAGCCGACUGGUUAACUGUGUCUCUCGUAUUGCAGGUAUAUUGUAUAAUAUAACUACACCGCAGCACAUAGAAUGCCGACCGCGGAGCUUGUUUUAUUUAAUGGUCCGUACAAAUCGUCGCAAAUUCGAAUGUCUCGAGGAGUAUAUAAUAUAUAUAUAUAUACAUAUAUAUAUAUAAGGACCGGAUGCUGCAAUUUCUGAAGAAUGAAAAAAAUACCGCCACUAAGCCGAAAACAAAACGUCAAAUAAUAAUAAAAAAAAAAAAAAAAAAAAACAAUAUCAAAUCUGCCGAACCCGAGUAAUGGAGGAAUAUUAUAAGAGUAAAAUAUAUAAUAACUGCUGCGAUAAUUAUGUCGAUACGUCCGAUUACACUCGUAUUGUUAUGUUGUUAUUAUUACCUACGAUUACCAAAAAAAAAAAAAACAAAAUAAAAAUAAAGAGAAAAGACCGCGAGUUUAUAACCGGCGUGGUGGUAGUCCGGCAUAGAAGCGGCGAGAGUCUCGGAGGAUUGCGCGUUACCGGUACACAUUACAGUACUGUCAGAUUGAGCGUAACGCGAUAUUGAGCGUCAUUCAUUGUUUUUUUUUUUUUUUUUUUUUUUUUUUAUGACCCGAAUGAGUAUACAAAAACGGUUUAAUUGUGACGUCGCCAUCACGUCCGGCACAUCCAUCGACAACUCCGUUUGACCAUAUUAGUAGGUACCUGUUAGAAUUUAACUUGGAUCGCCCCUCCGCUGGUUCGACUGCCCCGAUAUACUCUCGACUCGAAUUUCACCGUUAAAUACGUGAUACGUCGCCAGUACCGAUUUUCGAAAUCCCACCUCCCCCCCCCACCGGUUAUCGCGGUCUACGAUCGUCGGGGCAUUGAGCAAGGUCGGCUUAGGAUGACAGACGUCGCCGGGAAAUCGGGUGAAGACGUUUUGCGUGUAACGACGCUUAGGGAAUUGUCGUACAGUAAGGUCGAUGCGUCCGAAUGAUGAUGGCUUGUUGCAAUGUCUUCCGACUGCGCAUUCGGAGAAAACCGUUGGCGCGACGACAACACCCCGCGGUAUACGUACUGGAUAUGAUGUUAUGCUGUACGUUCGAUUGAUUUCGUAUUUCUUGUCGGCGAAGAAACGUUGUCGAUCGCGUCAAAAAAAAAAAAAAUAAUAAUAAUAAUAAUAAUAACGAAAAACGGCGUUUUAUCCUCCGCGGUCGUGUUUUUGUGGCCCGUGCAACACAACAGUACAAUAAUGACAAACGACCGCGCAGACGGAUGCGAAAUAAAAACGCAGUGCACGUGCGGCGGCGCGUGUAGGCGGUUCGCCGAAUACUAAAACCGAAAACGCGGUGGCCAUUGAUAUUCCAGCGCGGACACCGGCGACACGGAUACUGUUUUCCCGAACUCCUCGCGUGCGUUAGUCCACUGCAAUGACGAUUGAGUUGUUUUUGUUUUUCGACGAUGACCCGGAACGAGACUGGCUUGUUCGUACGGUUUUUCGUGUCGUUAUUAUUCCGUCGAGACGCGUCGCGGAUUAUUAUAUUUGUUGCGGACGUCGUAAUUGUCGACCGUUGCGGCCUCAACGAAAAGCACGUGGAAUCGAGAGCUAGGCGAUACUUUUUUUUUUUUUUUCUCUGCCGGAUUUGUGCCGUGUCCGUCGCCUACCGGAAAAAUCGCCCGACUCAAUAUUCGCCUCCCCCUCCCCCCCUUAUUAUUGACUCCUCGAGGCGCACGCAUAUCCUCUUUUGGGAUGAUCGUCCGGAACGUACAUUAGCGUCCAAUAUUAUAGUUUUGGAUCGAUUUCGACUGUUUUACUACCGUGCAGCGGCGUUUCUGACCGUCUAGUAUAGUUCUGACGACCUAACGACCACUCGACGAUAUUUGGGAAAUGAGGACUAUUUUUUCACCAUUACAAUAAUUGGCGCGUUGUUAUUAUUGUACUUGACUCAUUUUUUUUUUUUCUUUGUGAAAGCCGAUAUUUCGCGAUCAUUUUUUUACCGCCCAACGCGCGAUGAUUCGUUUUUGUUAAUUAUAUUGUUAUAUUAUUAUAUACCUAUGAAACACUCCGCGGAGUUGGUUAAUGAAAUCGGGAAAAAAACGUAUUGAAUUUCGUCCGGUAGGCAUUGUAUAUAGCGUUCGGUCUUUAUGCCCCGUAUACGCUUCUUUUUUUUCGUCGUAAUUGUACGGGGGAAAGUAUCCGAUGACCUUGAAUUCGUUUUUUUUUUUUGUGUCAUUAAUGUUAUAUUUUAUUCGAUUUAACGAUCGAUAACAUCGAAUUAUUAUCAUUGUUCGCCGUCCGCGUGAUGGUAUAGGGGCAGACAGCUGAUGGUAUUGCACGCACGCGUGGCCGGCGCCCUAUACGAUUUGCAGUUGGCAGUAAUAUUUUGUUUUCUCCAUAAUAAUAAUAUAACAUCGGUUUACUGGGUUAUCGGCUGCACAAAUACAUUCUAUCGGAACGUCAAUCGACAAUAUCCAAGAGCGAGAGAAUAAUAAUGCGUUUAUAGACAUUUUAGUAUAAUACGCAUCGAAAAAGCCCCUGCCAGGCAAAUAAUAACAAUAACAUUAUCAUUUACGGAAAUAUAAUCUAUUUAUACCUACUGUAGAACAUAAUUAUAUUGUAAGACACGUUCGGCGUGUAAGAGAUCAAGGUGAGCCACAUAAUAUAUGUCGAGUUGUUCGUUUGGCACUACCUCAACGACCAUAUUAUUAUGAUAAUCAAUCUUGGUUAUCGCGGUAUGCGAAUUGCAGUUUGAUAUUUGCGAUUGCAAUCGUUUUCCAUUGGAAUUUAUUUUCUUCAAAUACGUUCACAACGUUUUAGAUUUUGAGUGGAGCGGGGAGGUUUUAAAAUGAUGUUUAUUUAUUUAUUUUUUUGUCUGUGGACGACUUUUCUAUCAGCAGUUUUGCUUCGAUUUACAAUGUAAGUACUUUUUUCUAAAAGAAUAUCUGACUGGGAAGGUACUUUAAUUAGGUUAUUUUUUUGAUUUUCCCAGUAGUUUUCCCAACAAAUAUGGAAAAACCGGGAAAAUGUACGAAAUUUAGGUAUUAGUUUACAAAUAUUACGGUAUUUUUUCCCCUAUCUUUUCCACUUCCAACCUACAACAGUGGCUGCACCCGUCCCCAUUAUUCUAGGACAACUUUUUUAUGCAUACGUAUAUUAUUAGUUAUUACGUAUACUAUACGGUAUAAUUCGUUUUUAGUCGAAAAUCCAGUAAUCCGAGUAAUCCUCCAUUCCACCGGGCGACAAAUUGUUGUCGAACACGCUUUUCGUUUUUUGUCCUCCGGUAUAAUAAAAUAUUCUAUGUAACUACUAAUUAUACAAAGCCUAUAGUGGCGAGCAAACGAACAUUCGGGUGAAUCGGGCAAAUUGUAUUUUCGUUAUAAAAUAACGAAUAAUGACGUAUAUAAUAUAUAACUAUUGAAACACAAACAUUUUUUUUUUUUUAAACUUUAUUUUUUAUCACUUAUGAAUUUCGAAAUAAAAUUAUGAGUACCUAAGGAAAAAAAAACUCAAUAACAUAAUACAUAUCAAUAAAAUAUACGACAAUUUUCGACGUACGAAUUAAAUAUAAUGUGCGAGGUAAAUACCGAAAGAACAUCAAACGUAUUUACCUACUGAUUUAAUAUGUCCAUUCGAGGUGUAUCACUAUAAUAUUCACCAUCUAUAAUGUAGACGCGCGUUUACUUAGCGACCUGUCUAGACGGACGAGACAAACGCGUUGUUUGUUCGGUCGGAUCCGCGCCGAGACACGUGUCCGUCGACCGAACGUUUCCGGUGUUCUCGUAUAGGUAUACUUGUAUUGAAAAACGACGUUAAACGUCAAUGUUUAUUGGAUUAUUAGCCCGACCGUAUACCGCCAUUAUAUACAACGUGUAUUAUACUGCGCUAACCGAAACGGACGGUCAUAUUGUUCGAAAUAAAUAAACCCAAAAGAUAAAUAGACUUAUAGAAACGACAAUAUUACAAUAUGACGAUCCUGCGGUAACACGUAUCCGUUAAUAUGCAUACAGACUGUAUAUAGAUUAUAGGGGAUCCGAAGGGACAUAAAGGCGUGUCCUAAAAUGACCCAUGAAAUAUAUUAUAUUAGAACGCAUACAAUCGUGUUCAAAAUUCGUUUUCUAUUAUCAAUAAAAUAUCACAUUAUAUGUAUAACGAUCCGAGAUACUUAAUACGUUCAAAGAGGGUUUUUUUUUUUUAGUUUCCGAGUGAAGCGAGAAAUGUAUUUAUUUUUUUCCCUCGUCUCUGUCUCGCCGGAAAUCUCGGCCCGAUUGAAAAUUACGUAGGCUAUUUCUUGUAGAAUUUUUCAUCUAGUCGGUGCAUUGAACAGUUCGUUUUUUGAUUUUCUGAAACAGAAUCGUUUUCAGUUAGCAACAAUUUAUCGUCGCGUACAAAUACAAAUUGAAUUAUUCUAUAUACAUUAUAUAUAUAAUAUAUUUUAUCUUCCAACUUUCCUCCUAAUACAGCGGUUCGCCCAUCAGCAGUACCUGCCUUUUUUAUAUCGACUAUCUAUACAAAAUCGCAAAACAAACAAAAUCAACUGUAAUUUUUUAAAUCGUCAUUUUACUCUAUAUAGUUACUGUUGUCAGUACGUAUGAUAAAAAUAUUAAAAACUACGUUCGAUAUAAUAAUAAAACGAACCGCGUGUUUUUCGGACGUGCGUUUAGGCCACACUAUUAUAAUAUGUGUCGUGUGUUUUAUUAAACGAGGGUAUUUUUAGCAUAAUGUUAUUAUGGUUAAUAUUUUAGUCGUUAUAUCCAGUAACGACUAGAAUAUAUUAUCGCUGACGAGUCAAAAGUAUAGUAUACAAUGUGCUCAACAAUUGAUCCAGUAAAUUGUACACAUAUACGGAGACGUGACGAGUAAAAUAUUCUAGUGGUUUCACCGAGGAUUGACACGGUUUUUUUUUCUUCCUAUUUAAACGUCGCACCGCAUUGAGUUAAUUCCAAAACUCCAACACAAAUACUAUACGGUACGAGUAUAGAUAGGCAAGGCUCUGCUCACACGUGUAUCGGUUCAAUAAAAAAAAAAUUAUAUUAUGUAUUUAACUGCACCGAAGUGGGUCAGUGACACGAAAAGACGUUUGGAUUUUUUUAUUUUUUUUUUGUCCGCAACAAAAUAUGAUAAUAAAAUGCGAAGCUACAGAAAUUAUAAUAGCCGGUCGACAAUAUUACAAUAAUAUUAUGUACCAGAUGCAUUAUAUACGGUAAUAUAGCUGGUUGUAUCUAAAAAAGAAAUAAAACUAACUAUUUUAUUUGAAAUUCGUUUACAGUUUUAAUGGAACCACCUGGUAAACGGGUCGUAUAGGUACUUACUGUUAUAAAACAUUAUUAGCGCAUUCGUAUUUAGCGCUAAAACAACAAUUUGGAGACUUGUUUUGUAUAAGAGUAAUAAAAAUAAUAAACAUGUUGUUAUUUAUUUAUUUUAAUUUGUUGUAUACCUAAUGAAAUGACGUUCGAACGCUCGUAUUACAUAAAUGAGCCGAGUACAUUGAAUAUAGUAUGACGCGACAAUGUCUGGAUUGCCAACACCAAUGACGUUAUUUCAAUAUUUGAACUGGAACUAACUUACCAAGUCUAAAAACUGACGAGGAAAGGAAUUCUUGAAUAAAAGAAAAAAUUGCCAACUUCUCGCUCGAGAAUUAUUAUCCUCCAUAUUUUAAUAGCUAGGUAUUUCAGAUUUACAUGCUUACAGAGAAAUACAUUUUAAUAUUUUCGUGACGUUUAAAUUUUAAAAGUGAAAAUCGCCGUUAAUAGUCGUUAAAAUCUAUUGAAAAAUCAAAAAUUUGACCAUAGAUUACCAAUCUGUAUGAGCAUGAGAACUAAUGGGAUAAACAUUUUUCGAUGUUUUGACAUUUUUUUCUCAGACCCAAAAGCUAGAUAUCAACCGAAAUGCCGACUUAAAGGCAAGUUAGAUAGUAGCAAGUGCCUAAGUUAAUGUGUAAGAAAGAGGCAUAUGACUAUACUAUUCAACUCAAUUUUUUUUUUCUGAAGAACGUUGGGAAAAAAAAUAGUUUAUCACGAUAUCUUUUUCUUACUAAAAAAACCUGACUAAACUGAUGAAACUCGUUUUUAAAAAUUUAAUUUCCAUAGUUCAAUUGAGCUCACACUUCAAUUCAGAACAUCUUCUAGUACCGCGCUGGCGUUCCAAGGAUCGUUACGAAUUGUACCUGAUUGUUACUUAUCCAGAAUAAGGUAGGCUCUUUCUAUGCACUCCUUAGACUUGCGAUACACGACCAUCUAUUAUACGGUACAGAAUAAUCCUAUCAGAAUGAAGAAGAAACUACUUAACGGUAUCUAUAAUUAAAAAGCCAUGGAUAUAGUAAUCCACUGAUUCGCACACAAGAUUUGACACAUGGAAUUGCUUAGCAGCUUAUUGCUUAGCAGACACGAAAAUUAGAAGAAUUUCGGACGAAUUUUGUUUUUCUAUUGAUUUCUGCAGGUCUUCUUGAAACGACAGAUAUUCGCUAGAGAUGACGCUGUUUUACUCGACUGCAGAGUAUACUAUAGUGUUUAAGUGUCGUGCAUAAUGUUUGCAGUAUAUUUGAACCUGUUUGUUUCAACCAUGCAUACCUCCUAAACGCCCCGAACCGAUUUAGAUAGCGUCACUGGAAUCGAUACAUUAUCCCAAUAGAGUCUAAAAAAAAAAAAAAAUUAAUGGAGUAGGGUUCGAAAAUAAUUUACUUGUUUUUUUUUUUCUCAUCGUCGUCGCCUACGUCCAUUUUAUUUGUAUUUUAUUUUCGGCAUACCUGCUACGUGACUAAUUCCCGCACGCCGAAGUUUCCCCGCGAGUUUGUCAAAAAUAUACGCCGUCCGCCUGUUAUUAUGCAAAUAUUAUCAUUAUUAUUAUUAUUAUUAUCUUUCAUAAAUCUAUAUAUAUAUGUGUAUGCGAACGCCAAGCAGUCACUUAGGUUGUGUAUAGAAAACACGAGCUUGUUGCAUCAAGUCGCGCACGUCGCCGUCCGCGCGCGGACUUGUAUACUUUCACAUUCCCGGCGCGAAAUAUCGUAUUAAUAUAAUAACGUACCCGGCGUUGUAGGUGCGCGCCGUCAUGCGGAUACUUCCCGGUGUAAAUAUGAUAAACAAUAAUAAUAAUGAUAAUAAUAAUAAAUGCACGUAAGAGUAUAUUCGCGAAACGAAUUUGGCGCGACUCGUAUUUCCGCAUCGCCCGGCGCAGACGUUGGAGGUCAAUAAUGGCGGCGGCCGUUCGCGACCCGUCCGCGUUCCAUGCGCUCGUCGAUCGCCCGUCGAUAUGGUACCUAAUGCUUGUUGUAUUGUCGGUACGCACGCGAACGUUUCCAACUGUUGUUCGUGGCCGGGCAUUGCCGGACAGGGUGCACGGGAUACACGGGAGAAUUAUUUUUUCGAAAGGCACGGAGAAAAAAAAAAGAAACCCUCCGAGAAUAAUAGCGUUUCAAACGCGUUUCCGUGGGUGAAAAUCCGCAGACAAUCACGUCGAUGCUGCGACCCGACGAGCGAACGCAAUAUUGUACAGUGGAAUAAUAUAAUCGUUUACGUGCGCCGUAGUGCCUACCUGUAUUACAUUUUAGGUUACGGUGAUGGGCAGCACUACCAUAGUCGUUUUACUUUUUUUCCCUCCCGCCUGUUCCGGCAUAAAAAAAAAAAAAAAAACCGCACUAUAUGUAAUGAUAACCGGACGGUUUUAAAACAGUGGUUCUCAAUAAACUUUUUGACAUACUAUUCGGACCGCGCGGAUAACUUUCGAUAGGUCUCGGACCAUCUAGAUUUGCCGAUGACCUUUGUUUUCACACAUUUUCGUUUUUUAACUUUAUGUUAUCUUCCUGAAUGGUGAAUACCAUCAGGUAGCCCAUCGACUUUAACAAUAAAAUGAUUUCGAAUUAUACUCUAACUCUUCGGAUAUCUGUCGCAGUUCUAAACCGUCAUAAUUUGAGAAAAUACAUCGAGUAAAUUAAGUAUUUAAGGGACCUGCGGGCUUUACAGGAAAAACUCUCAUGUCUUGUGAACCUAUUUCAAUCAUCUCUGUUGUUGGAAAGAAGAAAAUUGUUUACAGGUUUCGAAAAUUAUGUUUUAAAACGCUAUAAUUAGAGUUUGAAUAUGAACAAUUUUUAUUUAUUGUUUUAACAAUUUUUCUUAUAGCUUUUGGUUAGAAUAUCGAACAUCGAAAUCUAAUACGCACUGUAGGAUUUUUUUCCCUUUUCAUAAAAACAAAAUAAUUAAAAUCGGAUCACUCUAUGAGGUAAUGAUAAAAUUAUCUUGUUAGAAAUGUUUAAGAUUUGCUAAUUGUAUAUAGUGAUAAUUUGUUAUUAACAAUGAUUAAAAAUAUGUAAUAAACCAUGAUUAGGACUAUCACUGACAGAAUAUUAUGGCAUCCCUACGCAUAAAUGAGAGAGUGGACUAUCCGUUGGAGGGCAAUAACUAAUUAAAAAGUUUAAGUUAAAUUAAACGAGGUUUUUUUUCUUUUUUUUAACAUUGACUAUUUCGAAUAAAUUAGAACUAAACAUUUUACAAUUGAUUUUCGUAAACGUUCGGUUAAGUUAACGGGUAGAAGACAAAUGUGAUUGAUUCUGUGUAUACGGUUCUUAAACUUUUACCAAUUAUACCCUGUUCAAUCGAUUCAAGUGAAAAAUCGUUUAAUUUUUUUUGCAUUGUAAUUUUCAAUUUGAUUAGUGAAAUUUAUGCAUUUUCCGACGACUUUUUACCGAAGUCGGUUUUGUUUGUUUAUUUCCCGAUCCAGUCGAGUUAACAAUAUUAUUAUUGUUGACGUAGUUAUAUUUUCAUAUAACAAUUAAUUCUCUCGUCCCAUUUGAAAUCGAAAGUAGGCAUACGUAUCUAUCCCGGUGUUUUCGUCGUCGUGUAAAAUAGAUACAGUAGGCGUUUCGUGUUGUAACAGCGUAUAUUAUUAUUAUUAUAAAUGAUACGCGUACGUUACGGUGACGGACACAUAUUAUUACAAGGUUACCCACAUCCCGAGCCCGUAAACGACGAUCGCGUCCGGAACACGUGUACGCGUAUACAAUAAUUUACAAUAUUAUAUAUUAAUAUAAAAAAGUUAAAAUUAAAUAAUAAAAAAAAAAAAACCAAUUGUUUCGCCGGAGUGACGAAUGUCAAACGUCUAUACGUCUUGUAUUGCCGCCGUAUAUUCUCGACGGCGGCGGCAAGGCUGCGCAGCAGCGCAACAGCAUUCUUUUUGAAAGUGAAAACCGCCUCGUUCAGGUAUCGUCUUCUCCGGACGGUACCUGUAUAAUAUAAAUAUAAUCGACUUAACGCAUAAUGUGUUCGGCUGCGUGAUUCGUACGACUGUUGCAGAGAAAAACUUAUAGAUGUGAGAAAAAAAAAAUGAAAAGACCGCGGUUCGUUCACGGUUGUUUUUUCCUCCGUAUACGAUAGGUUUUAUAAUAGAGAAAUUAGAUAGGCUACGGCCCGCGUGUGUUACGGGUGUACAAUUUGAUUAGCCGAACGGAAACCGAGAACACGAUAUUAUUUGGACUUUGCUGUACAUCUAUAUGAUGGCAGCGUAGAUUUUUUUAUCUUUUAACGGGAUAACGCGACAAUUUCUAUAGGUGGGAAAAAAAACACAAAAUCCGUUAAAAAUACCAUGUAAAAUGCAUCGAAAAAAAACGGAAAAAAGAAAUGUAUUUUUUACAUGUUUUUCAAAUAUGAAAAAACUGAUAACGCAUCGUUUAAAAGCGUUCAGACUCAAAAAUAAUAAUUCAUUCUUCCUUGAAAGUUCUGAUUGAAACUACAAAGAAAGUCGAAGAAACCAGUCUUAUUGUUUCUAUCGGAUCUGCAUUUUUAUAAAAUAUUGUCAUUCGGGAGUCAGGAUUUUAUUAGCUACACGAUUUGCUAAUCGUGCACACAAAUGCUCUACAGUUCCAUUUGUUAUGAUGAGUGGACUCGUUCGACCUUUUUAUCGAGACGUAUUUGUUUAAUUUUUUUUCCCCGCGUCCCAAUCUAAAACGAAGCGGGGCGUAUUGUGAAUUUUUCCUCAAGACGGUAUAGGGAAUUAUGAAUAAUUUACGAGAUCGAAAAAAGGAGGUCGCUAAAAUGCAAGAUGUCUAUUAUAUUAUUAUUAUUUUGUUUAGGCUGGAGUCGUACGAGUAAAAAUAUAUAAUACGCGACUCAGUAGCGGAUAUAGAAUUUUUAUUAUUAUUUUUUUUUUUUGUGGGGGGGAGCGAAAUCGUUCACAUAAACUUUGAACAAUGAACACUGUAAAUAUAAAAUACUAUCGUAAUAGUUGGUCUAACAGCAAUUCGAACGACGAUUGAUAAUGACAUUAUUAACUCGUAUUAUUCCACGAUUACAAACGUAAUAUAACUGUCAAGAGGUGAGGAGGGGCCAGGGACUUCUCACUCCCCCCUCCACCCCUACUUUAAUCCGUCACUGGCACGGCGCGUAUACUGUAUGUCCUGGGUUUCCGAACCCCGCGGUAAAUCGAAUAUAUUACGCCGGCGACCCCGCCGCAGCUCUGAUAGGGACUGUCACGACGAUUUACUGACAUUUUGUCAUUGCACGACGGUCUAAACGGCCCAAUGCGCGAAAGAACGUCGCCGCCGUAACACCGCGGACCGCGCACCUGCGUAUACGGAAAACGCGCUUAACAAUAUUAUGACGUUGUUUUCGACAUUCGGAUGGUAAACCGUUCGCAGACGAAACGUUUGCGAUCGGCACGCCGAUUGUCGUGUCGUGUACACGUUUUCUAUUACGACGCGGUCGCCGCGAUGUUAUUUAUUUAUGGCGUUUUACAAUAACGUAUCGGUGUGGUGGGUGCUGUGCGCAUUAUUUUCGCUCGCGACACAAUGCCGCACGCCGGUAAUCCUCCGGUUAGCUCGACCGGCCGAUGAUAGCGAGCGCGAAUAAUAGUUGCGUAAAACAUCAUAAUAACGUACUCGCGCGACGGGCAAAGCGGAUAAAUAUUGUCGCGCGAUAUUUUUUUUUUCCUUUCCUUAUCGCGCUUUUCGACGGAUUAUUUUUUUUUCAAUUUUUUUUAUUUGUAGCGCGAACGUUGCAAUAUCGAGGCUAUGUGAUAUUAUCUAUUAUCGUUAUUAUUGUUAUUGGUUUUUUUUUUUUUUUAUUAUUCAUUAUAAAUAUCGAUAAUUUCGAUUAGAAAACGCGUUUGAAAAAAAAAAAAAAAACAGUAAAUACAAUGCGAUUUACCUGUAUAAAUUACAUAAAUAAUACAUUAUUUGUCUUCUUUUUCUUCUACUUUUGCGUUAGUUUUUUACCCGACAAUUUAAAAACGAAAAAUUCGACGAAGACGAAAAAUCACUGCACGCCGGACAAUAUCACAUAUUACUCAAACCCGGGAAAUUACGUUAUCUUCUUGUAUUUCCUACAAAAACAUAUUAAUUGCUUGAGCAACGAUUUUCAAAUCCGCUCAUAAUCAACAGAGGAAUCGGUUUGACGCGAAUGGCGACACUCGUAGUAUAACUCUGAGAACAUGCCGAGUAACAGUAUUCAUUCUAAAAUUUCAAAACUUGUUAAAGAAAAAGUCAAGUUGAAAAAUCACAUUGGGUUAUCGUAAAUUACAAUGUAAAACUAUUGAUCCGAUAAAUAUGUGAAAAAAGUGAUCUUCGUUUACAAACCAAAACAACAAAAUUAUAAUAGUCUCCCGAGAAUCAAGGUUGUCCUCCACCAUCUGCGACCCAUCGAAUGGGUUCGCUGAGUAGUCAAAGUUGCCAGUUUACUGUCGAAAAGGUCGGGAAUCGCUGUUCUACAUAAUCAAUAUUCUUUGUAAUUUUCUACUCCCAUAAACAGUGUGGUCCAGUCGACGUCCGGCCUACUUGUCGAGAUCUCCCGCCUAUAACGCGUAGUGGUAUUUUUAAGAAUAUCAUCAAUCAUCAUGUCGUACAUAUUUUCUUGAAAAUAUUAAUAUUAUAAAAUUACUUGCUACGAAUUGCACCUUUUAAUAAUAAUAUGUUUUACAAAAUUAAAUAACUAACGACAUUUUUUUUGUGUCGAUUGUUUCAGACCGUGCCCCGCUCCAUGGCGGGUCUGGCGGAAAGACUGUCGGGAAUGAUGCCCACGCCCAGCGUGCGGGGAAGAAAAGGCUGGUGCGGUUGCCUCCAGGUAAUUAUGAUAAUAUUACUCAUAUAUAUAUAUAUUUUUUUUUUAAUCGAUCGUUAAUAAUUUUAUAACAAUUAAGCGUUGCUAUAGACGGACAGAUAGAUGAAUAUAAUAAUAAUAUAUAUAUAUAAAGAUUGAGGAAAUAAAAAAUUACAAAAAAAAAAAAACCGAUCCGUCAACGUUUCCGUAUGCGAUUCCUGUAUACGCGAGCAGUGUCGCCAAGGGCAUCGCGAACGCAAUAAGGACUAAAACUAUUGAAUACUCUAUAAGUAUAAUAAAUUAUUUACAGCGUUAUAAUAACAUUAGUAUACACCUAUAAACGCGGUCGUAUUAUUUUAAAUUGUAGAAAGGACGAACCGGAGAAACCGCAGGAAAAAUAACAUUUUAAUCGCGGCACAUAAUAUUAAUAUAAUACCAUACCGCCACGCACGGUAAAUAUAAUACGGGCGUUCUCGUUCCGACCCGUGUCAUGAUCUCUGCUAGGUAUUCCCGUUUAAACGAUUUUACCCGUAUAUUAUCGUUUUUCAAUACGAUUCGUGUUGAUGUUUCGCGGCGCGAAGUUUUUUUUUUUUUCUGCUCUGCAAAGCGGUUUCGUAUGGUGAAACAUUGCGAAAAAUCGCAUGCGAUUAUGUACAACCUGAGCCCAGUAGGAUCGGCGGUAUCUGUAACUAAGACUGCUGUAGACGUUUCUGUUGUGCGGCCGCACUUCACAUUUUUCGUUACCGCAUCUCAUUAUGAUAGCGUGUCUCACUCACCCAUCACCCAAUUCGGUCGUGAAUUUGCGUCGUGAGGUACCCGUCUAUGCGCCACUGCUAGUAUACGUAUUUGGGUGUUGUGUUAUACGAUUUUACUUAGGUUUGAGUAUUGACGGGCAAUGAUUAACCGGCAAAAAAAAAACCCAAAAAUAUAUAGUAUACACUUCGCACGCAGUUCCCAGACAUUCAGUGGCGUGAUGUGCCCAACUCUGCAACAUUGUAGAUACAUUUUUUGAUUGGCAUUGUUAAAAUGAAAAUUAUUAGGAAAUAAACACCAUAAUUGGAUACUUGUGCCAGGUACUUUAUUUGAAUUCACUUAGGUUUUGUUAAAGUCAUAUUGAUUUGGGUGUACUUGAAAGUUACAGGUAGACAAUUAGAAUUAACAGUAAAACAAUUUAAUUAUGUUAAAACAACUCUCAUUUAACGACGAAUUAGAAUAAAUAUUAACACGAGUAAAUUAAUAAAUUCGAGUAGUUAAUUAAUAUUUAAGAAAAAACGCCCAGAGAAGUGAUCGUCCCUAUUGCCCCUCCUUAAAAACAGCCAUUGCAAACAUUUAACCCUUAGAACUAAAAAAAAAAAAAAAAUGAAUUUAGGGGUGAACUCUCGAAAAUGUUGGCCAAAUAUUUUGAUUUAAGUGUCCAAAAACCAUAAAUAUUUUUAAAAAACCAUCAUGUGAAAAAUCCUUAUUUUUUUUUAGAAACUGCGUAAAAAUACGGAACAUUUUUACUAUCUGAAAGUGUUUUCCUGAAAAAAAAAACUUAUAGAUUUUUCACUACUUUUAGAAUAUAAAAGUAUAUUACUCUAGAUAAUUUUUUUUUUAUUCAAAUUCUUAUUUUACAUAUUUUUCACUUUCAGUGAUUAAUAAGUUAAAAUUUUUUUCGAAUAGGUAACCCUAAAAAUAGUAUUAAAUAAUCUACUUAAAUUAUCUCAUAUUAUUGUUUCAAGUGUUUGACAUAUAAAAUGUGAUUUUAUCUAGAAUUUAGUCGAAAAAUAAAAUAUAUUUUUUAUCUAUUUUUAUGAGAAUUUGUAAUUUUUUUUAUAUAUCUUUAUUCAUAUAUGCAGAUAUAUAAUAUUUUCGUUCCUUUACUUUUGUGCAGAUAAUAAUAGUUUAAAACAAAAUACUCGUUUGAGCUUAACAUACAAUGUGAACGAGUAUAUGAAGGUCGUAAUUCCGCUCGUUUAAGAUUUUAAUGCUCUAUAACUAUCUCUCUACCAUAAUAUGCUUUUCAUUAAAGCAAUAAUCGUAUUAAUGUUUUUUUAAUAUACCAAGAGAAAUUAAUAUAUUUUGAUUGGUAAUGCUGAGCUCGUAUUGAUACUGUUUGGGCGAGUUUAUGAUUUUCGCGACUAAUACUAUCCGAAUGUCUAAAUAAGAACAUUAUUGAACAGCAUGCAUUCCACGUAUCAAUUUCAUUUUUUCUUUUGCAAUUGCCUUUGCCUAUUAAUAUUAUGGGACCAGAAAAUUGUAAAAAACUAACCAUAGUCACAAAAAGCCCAAAUUUUGUCUAUAGGCGGAGAAAGGUUGAUUUAGCCUCCUUAAAAUAUUGAUUAUGAAUCCUUAGUAUUUAUUUGAUUUGUGCCCCUUCUUAUUUGCGCCAAUGGUACGGAUAAAACUAUGGUUACAUUUAAACAACAUUAUCAUCAAUUCGUUGCGAUAGAAACAAAUAGCAUCACGGAUUUUAUUAACUUGUUUAUUUGCAUUAUUAUCAAUCAUUUAUCAAACCAAUGAAGAUAGACGAUUAAUCCGAUUAGUUUUAACCCGUUUACGAUAGUAUAAUAAUAAAAUAAAAAAUCAUUAAAUUAGCCUUAAUUGAGUAGUGUGACUACGGAGUAUUACAACAGUCAUGGGAUUAUGGCAAAUUUUCAAAACAUUUUUCGAGAUUCUCGUUAAACAAGUACGUAUUUAAAAGAUAUUUUAAGGGGCACUCAUGAUCUGUCUCCGAUCUGACCCUCGGAAUCGCCUCCCGUGAAAUUUUUUUUUUAAAAAGGUUACUCGAAUUGUUUCCUGAUUUUAAAAAUAUCAUUCACUUGAAAUGCCUUGUCCUAUUUUAGGUAGUGACCCUCUUGUACUCGAAUCGUCUCCGAUAGUUAUAAUUAAUUGAUUUCUAAAUUUACAUUAUAGGAAAUAUUAAUAAAUUAAAUACAAAAUCAAAGUUGCUUGAUUUAAUGUUAAUUAAAGUUAAUAAAUAAUAAUACAUAAAUCAGUUAUAUGAUAUACAGUUAACAUUUUUAGUUUCUACAUCAUAAUUAUAAAUAUUUCAGUAAAUAGAUCGUUACAACAGUAAUAAUUAAUAAUAAUAAAAAAAUAAAUAGUAAUCAUAUUAAUAAAAAAAAUAGUCAAUACGUAAAAUAAUUUAGAUGAAAUGUGAAAAUGUACGGAAAUACGAUAGGUGUAUGUCUUAAAGAUAAUAUUUUUGAACAUUGAUAUAAUAAUCAUUAGUACAGGUACAAUUACCGAUACGUUAAUUAAUAAUCUAGGUAUGCUAUAGGAUAGUAGACCGUUUGCGUAUACUCGAAUUGCCUUCGAAAACGUCAGGAGGCGAUUUGAGGGGAAAAAAAGGUCACUUACCAAAAUUUGCGAGACAAUCCGAGAGUCGCCGUUUUAAGACCGAGUACAAUCGAUAUUACAAACGACGGUAAUUUAUUAGAACCGUGAAUCUAUUAUCUUAAUAUGAGCGAAUUGUCGCAAACGUCGAUUUCAGUGUUCGAGUGUCCGAUAUAGAUAUUAUAUCAUUAAAUUCGUGCUACUCGCUAUUAUUGCGGUUAUAUUACCGUUACAUCUACUCUGAUGUUUACGUUUCGAGUUGUCAUUGUAGGGCUAAUGAUAAUAAUGUACGCGUUACGUUUGAAAUCCGAAAUUACGCUAUUAGUCAAUGUAUUGGGUCCGGCGCGAACUCACCGGAGGCUUAUGAAAUUUCUAUCGGUAAAAAAAAAAAAAAAAUGUUUUUUCGUCUAUUGUUUACCCUCCCCGCCUAUCGUCAUCGUUAACGUAUUUCCGUAGGUUUCCGGUCAUCUAGUCGCGCGCCGUCGUCGUCGGGUCAUUCGACCCGCGGUGCCCCGAACGAUAUCGCGCGCCCGCCAGAAAUGAUAUUAUUAAUUUGUCAAAAUUACGGCCUGUCGAUCUGAAAAUAAGAUUGUUACACGUAGGUGUAAUAUUAUUACCCAUACGCGCACUUGUACGUAUAUAAAUGUACACGGGUCCGACGACGACUUCAGGUGUAUACAGGCGCGUAUCGCGUAAUACCACGUCGGCUGCGGGACAACCCAUUGUGCUGAAAGUGGAAUUCUGAAAUGCGAUAUUGACGAGCUGACCUAGCCCAAGCGCUCCCGACGACGUUCCCUUGUUUUCGUCCGUUGUAAUUGGCCGCCCCGGGCUACGCGUACGUGUAAAAUUUGUUGAAAUUAAUCGACGAGACGGCGGACCGCGUGCGUUUUUUUAAUACCGUUGUUGUGCUUUCUCCGGGCAUGAGUCAUCAUGCCGACCGCGUGCAGUACCCAUACAAAUAGUUGUAGGGAUGCCGACGGUGACGUUAAAAAAACCCAUUAAAUUUACACCACGUCGCCCGGCGGUUCGCCCGAGAAAACGACCUAAAAGGCUCGCGUUCGAACCAUCGCGGUGCCCGACGAUAAUAAUAUGUGGAUCGCCUUAAGGUGUUUGUCGGUUUACGGGCCCCAACGGAACCAGCAAAUUCUCAGCGAUUUUACAUUCUGAGCGGCUCGAGUAAUGUAUCGGUUUUACAAUGAUGUUUAUUUUUUUUUCCUGCCAACGACUUAUCGACCGGAGGUUUUGUUCCGGUUUUUAAGCGCAGAGCGUUUUCUUAAUUUUCUCAACAGUAGGAAUUUCACCUGGACCGUACUUUAAGGAGAUAAUUUUUCGAUUUUUUUCGGUGUUUUCAUUAUAAAUGGGGAAAAACAUAGGAAAAACGGAAAAAUGUACGAAAUAUAUUAUUUUCGAAUCGUAAAUAUUACAAUAUUUCAUAACACGUAUAACCGAAUUCCGCUCAGAAUUGUUUUGCGUUAGCAAUGAUUCAUUGUUGCGUACAGAUAUACAUUGGAUUUCCUCUCUACCUUCCCAACUUCUCACCCAUAACAGUGGCCCAUCCAUCAUGCGAAGUAUAUCAGUUUAUUUUUGAUAUUAUAUAAUCGUAUUCUCCUAGUUUAAUGUGCCAGUGCCGACUCGAGAGAAAUCGGCGGCUUAUUAGGGGCCGAUUGAUGACUGUUUUUCCAAAUCUUUUCAAUUCUGCACAAUUUAUGACAAUUUACUAUUUUAGACCGAAAGCCAGACAACACCGUAUGGAUUGCUUUUGACGGAUUUUAAAAUCGUAUUAUAAUUCUUUAGGAUACGUUGCGAUUAUUUUUUUAAAAUUGCAAUCACCUUCACCACAAAUGAAAAUCAUAAUUCUUAAGUACAUUUUUGAAAAUAUUUUUACGAUUUCUAGUGAAAUAAUUAAAAGUCCCCCAUAAUUUCCCACUUGUCCCACUUAUAUAUUGUAGAGAUAACACCAGCAGUCGUAAUUCAUAUGUAAAUUUGAAAUUCGUCGAACAUGAGGUUUUUAAAUCGACUAAAAUAAACACCGUCGCCAUAUACACCCCUUCCCCUCCCACGCCUCUUUAAUCGUAACGAAACAACGUCCAUGCGAUUAUCCAUUAAAGACACGGUCCGUCCGAAAGAAAAAAAAAACACCCGCCCAAUAAAACAUAAUAUAUUAUCACGGGCGUUCGUUGUGUGCACGUUCGGACUGGUUUCUACAAAUUGCCUCCGAUAAUGAUGAUGGGUUUUUCAUUUUUUUUUUUUUUAUUAUUUAUUGAAAUCGUAUUAUAAUAUUAUUAUUAUACAUUAUUUAUUUCUCGCUUUAUACACUCGCGACGGUGUGGGGUACAAUGAGAAAAACAUCGAUCAAGUUCAUGUACGACGUUGCGUAACUAUCGUCGUAUUUCAAGAUCGUUAUUGACGAUGAAAAGUGUAUAAAAGGAUUACACACGUGAAAAAUUAGAAAGUGUGUAGAAAGAAGAACUCGUCGCCUCGGCGGCGGCGGCGGAGGCCGACGUUUUGGUUCUUAAUUUUUCUAUACCCGCCUGUGUAAUACAUCAUCACGUACAAGGCGCUUUAAUUAAAUUGGAUAAUAUAGGAUUAUAUAUUUUGUAUCCGUCUGUCUGUAUACAUACGUCUAUGUGUCUGUCCGUCCGUCUGACAGUAGUAAAUGACCAAAGGACGAUAAAUAUAUAUUUUUUUUUUUUUUUUAUCAUCAAACGUCCUUUUAGAUAUAUCGUGUCGGAACACCUCGCCCAUCCUCCCCCGCCGUCCCGGUAAAAAACGCGCACGUCCAUUACGCGACGUGAAAUUACCGAUGCGCCCGAAGAGUUGUUAUUUUCAUUUUUACUUUUGUUGGCCCUCUGAAUAGAUUCCUUAUAGGUAAAUUAUAUUACGCGUAUCGUAUUGUUGCGUAAUACUACUCGUGUUUCAAUAAAAUAUGAACUCAUUUUUUUUUUUCGAUUUUAUACUGUCGAUAAGUUAAUAAUAAUGCAUUAUUAUAGAUACCUACUAUUUAAAACAAAAAUGUUCAAAAUGUUUUUGUGCAAUUAUAACCAUUAUAUUUGCCUGAAAAUGUAGACUGACGUGUCGAAAUACGCGUCAACAAUGACGGCUUUGGAGAAGGGAGAGACGAAUCGUCUUCUAUAUGCAUACGAUUUUUAUACGUACACAUUUGAUACGGUAGAAUGUUAAAAACUUUUAAUUCCGCGACCGGAAUACUUGAGCUCAUAAUCGCACAUAAACGAAGCAUCGGUUUUAUACAAAUGGUGUAUAUACACGAUCAUCAAUCUUAAAUAAGACACUUAUUAUCUCGGAAAGUAGGUGUUUCGACAUUUUUGUUUAAGCUAUUUAUGCAAUAUGAAGCUCUUAACGUUUUACAUUGCCGUUAUUUUUAUCAACUAUAAUUUUUUCUUAGAGAGGAGAGGGGAAACCACUAUCCGUUUUUGAUUUUCAAAUAGCAACCUAUAUUAAAAAUUCUAUAAAUAGGCGAAGUUUUAGUUUAUAAACUAAAACUAUAAAGUUUUCUUAUAUAGGUACAUUUUGAUGUUGACAUUUUCAAUUUCCGUCGAUCCGUUGAUGAGAUAUUCCACUUUCAAGAUAGGGUAGAGAGUUGUAGAGCAUCAUUUGUAUGGAGACUCGAAGCAUGUGAUUUAAAUUUGAAAAUUUCAACACUAAGAAUAUAUCUAUCUAUGGAAUUUCAAUGUAGGUUGCUGUUUAAAAAACGAGAGUGGGUAUAAUGCAGGUUUCACUCACAAAAAACAAAGGUGGCAAAAAAUAUCGGUAUUGUAACAUUUUAAAGUGGCUUGUUUUCUAAAUUGUCAAAAAAAAAAAGUGAAUAUUUUUCGUGGUAAUGAAUGUCUUAUCGAUGAUUGAUCACCCCUCCGCCCCUACAGAUUUUGUUCGACUUAAAAUACCGCCAUUGAUGGAUAGAACCGAGGAGGGUUUGAAUGUAAUAUUGCGUGUGUGCGCAAGGGGUUAGGAUAGCGAGUAUCAUGGAGACGACGCGCACUUGGUGGUCUUUCGUGGACCGUAACAGAAAAGAAAGAGAUAAAUAUUACUGUCAUUGUUUUGCCCUUCUUACUGUACGAUUAUCAAAGCUGUUGUCCGUAUCGAUAUUUUCACGAUCGCGUAUUUCUUAUUGUAUUGUAUUACAUAUUUAUUUUUUGUUUUACUUUCAGGACGACGAACCGCCAGAAAUCACGUACUGCGUGGUCGACAAUCUGGGCACCCUAACGCUGCAGACAAUGACGCCCACCCUGCCCAUGCCCGAAAAACCGGAGCUGGACCGGCUGUUUGCCGAGCUGGUCGUAAGUGUCACGGGUUUUUCAUAAAUCGUUUUUUUUUUUUUAUUCUACAUUGUUCACCGGUGCGAUUUGUCUCUGUGUCGUAUUAUUAUUAACGGGCGUUAUUAUAUUAUUGUUUUCGUUUCGGGGCGUGCGUGGAAAAUCGCCCGUAGACCGCGAUUACGCGACGGGAGUUUUUCACUUACGUAACGACGCGUAGCAUCCACAGAUAUCAUCGAUCGCAUUCGACUCGCAUUGUCGCGUCCGGCGAGUGAUGUUCUUAUCUGUACACGGAUACCGAGUAUUUCGAGCGCAUUCCCGACUGAUAUUACACGCCUACAGUUUUAGCGGGGCCGAAAAACCGAUUGGUUUUUUUUUUUCUCAGGCCGAUACGCGGUUACAUGAUAAAAUGUCACGUAAAUAUUUUUAAAUUUUUUUCUGUCGUUCCCGCGGUGUUUUCUCGAUCCAUCCGAGUUCACUUGACCGGUACGACUGCGCGCAGGACCGUUUUUCCGCCCCGGAUCAACCUUAUUUGUACACAUUCGACCUCUCCCCUCCUCCUAAAAAAAAAAAAAAAAAAAAGAAAUUAUAUCCUGGUAUUUUUUAAUUUUUUAAUUAUACAGAAAAUAAUAUUGAUAAUUUUAUUAUUUAUUUACUGUUAGAAUCGAUAAGAACAUAACUUAAUAAUAAAAUUAUUACAAUAUUACACCGGGCCCCAGCCCGGCUGGCUAUACAUAGAUGUAUCGAAAUUGGGCUACCCGGGGUAAAUGUCCCAGUCGCCACCUUCCUAAAUACAAGUAUAGAACUUAUAUAAAUAAUAUACGAGUAGCCAGCACCACCCGUGAUAUUUACUCGAAGUGUAUGUUAUUAAAUUCUAUAAAAUAAUAUUUCUGUGACGUGACAUGACUUUACUGAUGAAGAAAAACUUUUCUGAAUGUGUAUGUAUGAAGUGUGACUUUGUAUGGCGGUGAAAUUUUAAACGAUCGCUACAGAAGAGAAAAAAAAGUAGAUGCUUUUGAAAUGUUACGUUAUUGAAAAGUGCUUAAAAUUAAAUGGUUAGAACGUAUAACAAACGAGGAAGUUAUGAAUACUAUAAAGAAAAAACAAGAUUAUGGUUUAGUAUAAAAGUCUGAAUCAUAGUCGUAAACAGGGGAGGGGGAGCUUGAGGGUCUUAGUUCCCCGUCAUUUUUGUCAACUGUCAAGUCGCCCCAGAUCAAAAGUUAAUCUUUAGUACUAUGAGAAUAAUAAAUUAUAAUUUUUAGAAACUAAACGCAUGUACGCGAAUCAUAAUUAUUGUAAACAAAAAUCGUCAUGAUACAUUAUUAUUAUUAUUAUUUUAGAUUUUGAGUGGAGCGAGGAAUGUAUUGGUUUUACAAUGGUGUUUAUUUUUUUAUUUUUUUUUUCAUAUGAACAUUUUUUCUACCGGAAAAUAUACUCCGAUAAUCAAGUAUAGCACCUUUUCUAAUAGGAAAUGUUCUCUGGGUGAUACUUUAGAGGAAUUAUUUUUUUAAAUUCUCCCUACUAUUCGAGAUAAUGACGAAAUUCGGUCUUUAGGUUAAAAAUGAUUGAAAGGUUAAAAAUAAGGUAUGCAACCGUUUUUAUUUAUUUAUUGUUAUUAUUAACGUUGCUUACGGAUAUACAUUAAAUUCCCGUCUGUAUUCUAGCAUUGAUUAUUUGGAUUGUCGAUUUUUGCUCUUUGUAGUUAAUUGACGGUAUGCGUAAUUCAUGUUUAAAAAAAUAUUUUAUUUUAAAGGCGCGUGAUUUCUUCUAGUGUAAUGUCACCGUUCAGUCUGUUUUUAUAGUCUUAUGUGUACAACUAUUAUAAUCACGGAGUAUGGAUUAGAGGAAGAGUAUGGGGACAUAGCCCCCCCCCCCAUGUUUUUUUUUUUAAAUAUUAUUUGGAAGGAAAAAAAAAAAAUUUAAACUUAAUUGUAAAUAAAUAGUUUGACUGGGUUCUUUAGGUACUUAUUGUGUAUAGACCAUAUAAAUCUAAAUUACGAAUUUAGAGAAAUGGAAAUCAUACUUAAAGUUAGUAGAAAACACUGACACACUGAAGUUCAAAUCUCUAAAAUUUUUACCGUUAAUGUUUAUCAGCACAUGUAGUAACAUAUUUUUUAAUAUAUAGGAAGAACUUGACUUGACCGCUCCAAACAAAGCAGCGAUGUUGGAACUCCCCGAAGAAAAGAAAUGGCAAAUUUAUUGCAGUAAAAAAAAAGUUUUGGAGGUAAAAAUUAAUAUUUUUUUUUUUUUUUAAAAUAUUAUAAUUUUAAAAUAUUUUAUUUUUAGGAUCAAGAGAACACAAGUGAUUUAUCACAAUCGCCCGAAAAUUACAUUGAUCGUAUAGAAAAUUUGAAUGGUGACGAACAAGAGAACACUAAGUUAUUUGAUUCCCUAAAGACUGCUCUUCGAACCCAACCCCACAGCUUUGUCUUACGAUUCGUUCAAGCUGAUGGGCUAGUAACUUUAUUAAAGGUUUUGUCUUCAAUGGAUUAUGAUACUCAACAAGGAGCUAUGCACACAUCAAUAAUUGGAUGCAUUAAAGCCCUUAUGAAUAAUUCUGUAAGCAUUUUUAAUUGCAUUUAUAUAAAAAACAAACUUGGACUUAGGUAUUUUCCCUGUAUUAUUUUCUUAGUUUAACCCAUAGUUAGUUUGCAAUAUAUAUGUUUAAAAAAAAGAUUUAACUGUCGUCAUAUUUUAAUUUCUAUUCCUCUGUAUAUUUAACACAUUUUUAUUAUUGAAUAAUCUCAUAAAUAAAUUUCAAAUUUUGAAUAUUUUAUUUUAUAGCUCAUAAUAUUAAAAUAUAUAAAAUGUGUGCAGUCUGAAAAUGAUACUUUUAUAGUUUCAAAGUUUUCCAUUUCGGAAUUUGUCAGUUUUUUCAAAAGAUGAAUUAAUUUUCAUUGGCACAUUAUUUUUUCAUUUUAUAUUCCUGUUGUUUACAUUGAAAAGUGUUAACUCAACUUGUAUAUAACAAAUUAGAAUUUGCAAAAUAUUCAAACUUUGUUUAAUUUUGGUUUUAUUUUAUGAACCAAAUAAAUUGAAUAAUUUAAAUAUAAUAAUUAAAAUAUUAAAAAAUUGUAUUCAUUUAGAUUAUUUCUUAGGUUACAAACAAAUUAUAAACAAAUAGUUAAAAUAAAUAAUAUUGUAAAAUAUAUUUUUAUUCGUGCUAAGUAGUUAUCUUUUUUUUUUUGUAUAUUUAAAUUAUUGCUGUCAUAUACCUAAUGUAAAUAACAUAAUAUAUUAUUAUUAUUCUACAUAACAAUUAUUAAAUGCAUUUGUAUGAUAAUUAUAGACUGGAAGAUCUCACGUACUGGCACAUCCAACAGCUAUUAGCACUAUUGCUAGAAGUUUAUUGACUGAAAACCCUCGAACAAAAGUCGCUGUCUUGGAAAUUCUUGGCGCUUCCUGCUUAGUUCCAGGAGGUCAUAAGAAAGUUCUGAACGCCAUGACCGACUAUAAGGAGUUUGCACAUGAACGAGCCAGAUUCCAAGGCAUUAUUAAUGAUUUAGAUCGAAAUACUGGAAUAUAUAGAGAUGAUUUGACUGUUAAAACGGCUAUUAUGUCGUUUGUAAAUGCAGUCUUGAGUUAUGGACCUGGCCAAGAAAGUUUGGAAUUUCGAUUACAUUUAAGAUACGAGUUCUUACAGUUAGGCUUGAAAAAUAUUAUUAUUAAAUUAAGAGAACACGAGAAUCAGACAUUAGAUCGGCAUAUGGAUUUCUUCGAUAUGGUUCGUAAUGAAGACGAAAAAGAACUAGCAAGAAAAUUUGAACAGGUUUGUCAGUUUAUUUUAAAAGCAUAUUAUUGUAUUUAACCGAAAAAUUAUUUUAAUUAUAGGAGCAAGUUGAUACUCAAAGUGCUACUUCUAUGUUCGAUUUAAUUCGUAGAAAAUUAAGCCAUUCUCCAGCAUAUCCUCAUUUCCUUUCACUUUUCCAGCAUUUCUUGUUGUUACCUCGUAAGUAAUUUCAAUUAAAUAUGGCUGACUGUUUUAUUAUAAUAUUAAUAAUAUAUAUAUUACAGUUGAAUAUGGAAGUCUUCCACAGCAUUGGCUUUUAUUUGAUAGAAUAGUUCAGCAGAUAACUCUUCAAACUGAUUCUGGUACUGACAAUGAUGUUACACCAAUAAGUAUAAAUGUUAAAGAAAUUGUUCAACAGUAAGUAAUUAGAGAAGCAUACAGAUAUAUUAUGAUAAAUUGUUAUAUAAAUAUUAUAUACCUAUAAUCUAUAUAUUAUAUAGUAGCUAGUAAAUUGUAAUAUGUUACAGCUUAGCUAAAGAAGAAGAACUCAUUGCUGCAAGAAAUAAAGCAGAAAUACUUGAAAAAGAAAAUAGUAGUGUUUCUGCUUUGCUUGCUAAAAAAGAACAAGAACUAGACUUAAGAAAUCAGGAAAAAGUAAAAAAAAGAAAGUUUUUUUUGAUUUUAACUUUAUUUCUCAAUAUUACAAUAUUUAUUUUAGGAAGAUAUGGAAGCCAGUAUUGCAAGGUAUAAAGAACGCCUAGAGAAAGAAAUGUCUAUUCACUUGGAAACUAAACAAAAAGUGUCUGAACUCGAAGAUACUACAAGUGAACUAAAAGAUAGAAUAUCUUAUGAGCAAGCAGAGAGAAGAAAAUUAGAAGCAAUGCUAAAUAAUGAGAGUUUACCAGAUGAUGCUAAAGUUAAUUUUUCUGCUCCAACACCUAUUCCACCCCCACCACCUGUUCAGACCAUAACUACAACUCGUUGUCCUAUACCUCCACCAGCACCUCCACUGCAAAUCCCUCAUUCAAACCUUCCACCUCCUCCUGGUUGCCUUCCACUGUUAGUCAGUAAACAAAGAUCUGUGGAAAUACCUAAACCUUCGGCUCCACUCAAAUCCUUUAACUGGGCUAAGCUGCCAGAAACUAAAGUGGCUGGAACUGUGUGGGCUGACAUGGAUGAAGGGAAAAUGUAUUCAACAAUUGACUUAGAAACUGUUGAUAAACUUUUCUGUGCAUAUCAAAAUCAAAAAAUAAACGGUACAACUGUAAGUAAAAAUUGUAAUAAAAUAUAAAUUAUCAAAAUAUAAACUAAUUUAAUGUACCUAUAUAUAUUGACUACAGAAUGAAGGAUCAUCAGAAGAUUUGAGACAAACUGGAAAAAAUAAAUCCAAAGUUCUAUCAGUUAUUGAUGGCCGGAGGGCACAAAAUUGUACAAUAUUGUUGUCUAAAUUAAAAAUGUCUGACGAAGGAAUAGCUCAAGUCAUUCUGGAUAUGGAUACCAAAGAUGUGCUACCAUUAGACAUGGUAGAGCAACUUUUAAAAUUUACACCUGGUCCAGAUGAAGCUGCUUUGUUAGAAGAACACAGUUAUGAUUUAGACAGUCUUGCCAGAGCUGAUCGAUUUUUAUAUGAAAUUUCCAAGUUAGUAAAUAUAACAUUUUUGUUUUUAUUUUGAAUACAAAUAUUGAAAUUUAUUUUAAAUUUUUUUUUAGAAUUGCACAUUACGAACAACGUCUUCGUAGUCUAGUAUAUAAAAAGAAAUUUGUUACUUGGACAAGUGAAGUUGAAGGCAGAACAAAAGUUGUUAUGGAAGCGUCACGUGAAGUAGCUCGUUCCAGACGUUUAAAAAAAUUAUUAGAAAUUGUAUUAGCUCUUGGAAAUUAUAUGAACAAAGGAGCAAGAGGGAAUGCAUGGGGUUUCCGUUUGUCAUCUUUAAACAGACUCUCAGACACCAAGUCUAGUUCUGUACGAGGAACAACAUUAUUACAUUUCAUUGUUGAUAUGGCCGAUAAGAAGGUAAGGUUUUUAUUUUUGGUCUAAUCAAUUUGUAUAUAUUAAUAUUUUUAUUAUUAUUUGUUUAAAUAGUUCAAGGAUGUUUUAUUAUUAGAAGAAGACAUCCCUCAUGUAAGGAGCGCUUCAAAAGUCAGUUUGGCUGAACUUGAAAAAGACAUGUCACAAUUAAGAAACAAUUUAAAAGAAGUAGAACGAGAAAUUGAGUUCCAAAGAGUACAACCUGCUGUACCGGGUGACAUGUUUCUGCCAGUAAUGAAAGAAUUUUUAACAGCUGCUACUUGUAAAUUUUCUGAAUUAGAAGACUUGUUCCAAGACAUGAAAACUAGGGUAAAUACUUGUUUAAAAUGAAUUUUUUUUUUUUGUGGUUUUGAAAUUAUUUUAUAUGGUUUUAUUAUUUAUAGUUUGAUAGAGCUGUAAGACUAUUUGGAGAAGACAAUUCUACAAUACAACCAGACGAUUUCUUUGCAGUUUUUGAUUCAUUUUUAACAGCUCUUUCUGAAGCUCGUCAAGAUAAUAUAAGUGUCAAAAAGAGACGUGAAGAAGAAGAAAAAAGGAUACGACAGGAAGUCGAUGUUCGUAUUUUAUUAAUUUUUAUAGAAUAUAAAAUAAUACCCGACUUAUUGAAAUAAAUUCAAUUUUUUUUUUGCUAAUAGUUAAAGAAAUUCACUCUUGAUCGGAAAAAUUGUAAAGAUGGGUCCAGCGUUGUAUCUAAUGGAUCUGGUAGUCGUCGAGCUACAAACCAAGUGUCUAUAAAUGGUACAGCUGGUGAUAAAGCAGAAUUUGAUGAUCUCAUUUCAGCUUUAAGAACAGGAGACGUUUUUGGAGAAGACAGUAUGGCGAAAAUCAAACGUAGUAGAAAAUCUAGACAUUCCCCUCCAGCCAGGGAACAUAGCAGAGACAGAGUACUAAACGUUACACGUCAAAAAUAAUUUAGUUGAAAUUUAAACAAUUUUGUGCUUUUGAUGUUAUUUAUUUUGUUAAUAUAUUUGAGUAAAAGGUUACUAUUUCUUGCAUUUUAUUCUACAUUCUGUGAUAUACAUUAUAUUGUAUCCAAAAGUAUGCGUAUGACUAUAGUCAAUUAUAAUUGGCAAAAACUAUCUGUUAAAUUUUUUUUUAAAUUAAUUUUUUUAACCUACAUUUUUAUCCUGUACAUUGUAUAUAAGAUUAUAAUUCCAUAUUAAAUUGGAGUGAUGUAAAACAUUUUAUAGAUAGUUGAUAGAUUUUUAUAUAGCUUUAAGUAAAAUUACAUCAGUUUUGUUAAAUUAUAAAGACAUGGACAUCCCUCCAGUGAAACAAAAAUUAAAUUAUAUAAAUAUAUAAAUAUAUAUUUUUUUUUUUUUUUUUUUACUUUGGAAAUAAAAUAAUAUAUAAAAUAUAUAAUAUCUGUUUUAUUUCAUUUCUUUAUUCCAUUCAAAAUAGUUAAGUAUAGGUACCAAUGUACCAUAUAAUUCAUUAUUUACG
Cinara cedri is the source of this 63926-nucleotide messenger RNA. The record is from the annotation of a GenBank genome assembly. NCBI's taxonomy places the organism in Eukaryota, Metazoa, Arthropoda, Insecta, Hemiptera, Aphididae.